Molecule: messenger RNA, 48966 nt
Organism: Coregonus sp. 'balchen'
Lineage: Eukaryota; Metazoa; Chordata; Actinopteri; Salmoniformes; Salmonidae
Source: the annotation of a GenBank genome assembly
AUGGCAGCGGCCAGCAUUACCGGGGUAAGGAAGAUUGAUACAUUGUAACCACUAGAAAUGUCUGUAGAACGUUCGAAGCUUCAUUCGGGAGCUUUAUGGGCCACAAAGUAACGGUCUUGUCGUAGCCUUGACAUUAUUGUAGCGCUGCUUGAAUCAGUUUUCAUUCAUAUAAGCAGCUUUCCUAUAGUGUGUGUUAAAUGAAACGUGAGGCUAUCAUUUGCUAUCCUGACUAGCCUAUCAUUUGCCAUCCUGGCUAACUGAGACUUUCUCACAUGAACGAUUUCCUGCCCCUGUUAUCUUAUCACCUUCUUUCAUCUCAUUCGGUUAGUCUUCUUAAAUGGACUGCAUAGGCUAUUCCUUCACAUAAUGUUGCCUGCUAAUGCAUCUGUAAACAAUUGCUUGCUACAGCUACGUGGCACAUUGAGACGAUAACAUUACAGGGUCAUGUUACAUUUCACGCUCUUUUCUAUAAGGCUAAUCUAUUGCCGCAUAUGUCAAUCUUCUCCAUCGUGUCUUGUGUAGAGGAUGAGAAACGUCUUGUUGUUGUCGCUGCUCCUGCUGAACGUCCAGUAUGUCCAGUCCGCAUCGAAAGGCGUCUCUGCCAGUCUGAAAGCCAAGUGGAGCAUGACGCCUUUCCUCCUGGAGACAAGGUAGGCUUUACUGAAAAAAAUCUGCUCGAAAACAAAAACAUGUCUCCAGGAUAGCAUAGGCCUACUACUCAUGUCUCUCCUGAAUACCACAUAUGCAGGCCUAUCCAUUUUGUAAGCAGUAGGCUAGGCUACAUGUAUGUAGAUGAUGCUUUUGUACUAAUUACAAUAGAAAUAGGGACUGCUCCUUAUUCCACCGAAACGGCUAAACUUUAUAACUAUGUAAUUACUAAAGUACAAUGUGUAGUAAUUACAGUGUUACUAUAAGACAGGUAUAAGAGCAACUUAAUGUAACAUGUUGCAGUUCCUCAGUCAUAAUGAACUUACAUUUUCCUGUUAUCAUAACUUUUUAUUUCCUUCUCUUUUGUUUAGUGAGUUUAUUGCAGAGGACGGAAAUGAGAAAUUCUGGGACUUUGUUGACACUGUGAAGGAGUUAACAGUUUACAAAAAUGGAGGUAUGUGGAAACUCUGAUGUGACAAGCAAACACUUCAGUUUUAUAACCACAAAACAGGUAUUCUAUAUCAGAUACAAUGCUUCUCACACAAUCUGUUACAUUGCCUCUUUCCUGCACUUCCAGACAGUGCCUGAUUGAUACAGAAAUGUAAAUGUGGAUUGAAUUUGAUGAAUAAUAAAUAUCUUUGCUCCAUGAGAAAACCUCAUAAAUCUGUCUACAAACUAAUUUAUGUGGAUUUUGAUUGUCAGAGUCAAGUUUCUUUGCACAUUCAUUUGACUCAGAUUUCCUUUACAGAGUCUGUGCGCUCCUAUUACAACUUGGUAAUCAAGAAGGCUGGACAAUUUUUGACAGAGCUCCAGGUCAAUCUCCUCAAAUUUGCCCUCUCCUUGAGGUCCUACUCACCAGCUGUUCAUGCAUCCCAACAGGUAGGCCCUGAAAUACUUUUACAACUCACCUCACUGUGAUGAUCAAUUUGAAGAAAGACGUUCAACAGCAGGUUGAAACAGUGUUGUAGCUGUUGUUUCAAAGCCUAACACAACGAAAUGGACAGUGCUUUCUAAGGUGAUGAUUCAUUCAAAACACCAAUACGCAUACUAGAGCUUAUGCAUAGGUUUUUAUUAAUUACUAUUAUGAUUGUGCAGUUCUACAAUACAUAGCCUAUGCAUAUUACGCAUGGCAGAAGAACAUAAAACAAAACGGAUUGACGGUGUCUUUGGUACAUAAUUGGUCUUGAGUGUGGACUGUAUUAUUAUGCAUACUGGAUGGACUUGUACGCUCCAAAAUUUAUAUCAAUGAGUCUACGAGAGAACUUAUAGCCCUUGGCAAUGCUGUUGGUUCAUUGAUUGUGCAGGGCGGCUUACAGUUAGGCUACAAUUAAUGAAUUUGUAUUUGAUUUUGAAUAGCCUAGUAAUAGGGGAUUUUUUAUACAGUGGGGAGAACAAGUAUUUGAUACACUGCCGAUUUUGCAGGUUUUCCUACUUACAAAGCAUGUAGAGGUCUGUAAUUUUUAUCAUAGGUACACUUCAACUGUGAGAGACGGAAUCUAAAACAAAAAUCCAGAAAAUCAUAAUGUAUUAUUUUUAAGUAAUUAAUUUGCAUUUUAUUGCAUGACAUAAGUAUUUGAUACAUCAGAAAAGCAGAACUUAAUAUUUGGUACAGAAACCUUUGUUUGCAAUUACAGAGAUCAUACGUUUCCUGUAGGUCUUGACCAGGUUUGCACACAUUGCAGCAGGGAUUUUGGCCCACUCCUCCAUACAGACCUUCUCCAGAUCCUUCAGGUUUCGGGGCUGUCGCUGGGCAAUACGGACUUUCAGCUCCCUCCAAAGAUUUUCUAUUGGGUUCAGGUCUGGAGACUGGCUAGGCCACUCCAGGACCUUGAGAUGCUUCUUACGGAGCCACUCCUUAGUUGCCCUGGCUGUGUGUUUCGGGUCGUUGUCAUGCUGGAAGACCCAGCCACGACCCAUCUUCAAUGCUCUUACUGAGGGAAGGAGGUUGUUGGCCAAGAUCUCGCGAUACAUGGCCCCAUCCAUCCUCCCCUCAAUACGGUGCAGUCGUCCUGUCCCCUUUGCAGAAAAGCAUCCCCAAAGAAUGAUGUUUCCACCUCCGUGCUUCACGGUUGGGAUGGUGUUCUUGGGGUUGUACUCAUCCUUCUUCUUCCUCCAAACACGGCGAGUGGAGUUUAGACCAAAAAGCUCUAUUUUUGUCUCAUCAGACCACAUGACCACCUCCCAUUCCUUCUCUGGAUCAUCCAGAUGGUCAUUGGCAAACUUCAGACGGGCCUGGACAUGCGCUGGCUUGAGCAGGGGGACCUUGCGUGCGCUGCAGGAUUUUUAUCCAUGACGGCGUAGUGUGUUACUAAUGGUUUUCUUUGAGACUGUGGUCCCAGCUCACUUCAGGUCAUUGACCAGGUCCUGCCGUGUGGUUCUGGGCUGAUCCCUCACCUUCCUCAUGAUCAUUGAUGCCCCACAAGGUGAGAUCUUGCAUGGAGCCCCAGACCGAGGGUGAUUGACCGUCAUCUUGAACUUCUUCCAUUUUCUAAUAAUUGCGCCAACAGUUGUUGCCUUCUCACCAAGCUGCUUGCCUAUUGUCCUGUAGCCCAUCCCAGCCUUGUGCAGGUCUACAAAUGUAUCCCUGAUGUCCUUACACAGCUCUCUGGUCUUGGCCAUUGUGGAGAGGUUGGAGUCUGUUUGAUUGAGUGUGUGGACAGGUGUCUUUUAUACAGGUAACGAGUUCAAACAGGUGCAGUUAAUACAGGUAAUGAGUGGAGAACAGGAGGGCUUCUUAAAGAAAAACGAAACAGGUCUGUGAGAGACGGAAUUCUUACUGGUUGGUAGGUGAUCAAAUACUUAUGUCAUGCAAUAAAAUGCAAAUUCAUUACUUAAAAAUCAUACAAUGUGAUUUUCUGGACUUUUGUUUUAGAUUCCGUCUCUCACAGUUGAAGUGUACCUAUGAUAAAAAAUUACAGACCUCUACAUGCUUUGUAAAUAGGAAAACCUGCAAAAUUGGCAGUGUAUCAAAUACUUGUUCUCCCCACUGUAUAUAAAAUAAUUAAUUGGGUGACACAUUACCUUUAGCUACAGAAUAUCUCACCACCAUGCGUUUCCAUCUCCUCUCUCCCCUUUAUUCCUUUCUUGAGCGUGCAGACGGGCUGUCAACAGUUUAGUGAAAUAUGUUUUGUUGUGAAAACAUGUUACUAUCGAUGUUCUUGAACAGAUUUCACUUGGUUUGCCAAACUAAGCACUGGGUAGCUGCAGGAACAAGGUUGGAGAGGCCAUGGCAUUCAGAGAUUGGGCGGAAUAUCACCUGUCGGGCAGCGAGAGCAUGCUCCUCAAACAGUGGUUGAUGCGUGGAGUGAAAUAAGUUUUCUUAUAUUUAUUUCUCAGCUACUCAUAAUAAGCUCAUGCUCUGCUAUAAAACCGAAGUAGCCUACAAAACAGACCGGCUGGAAAGCGCACAGCCUCCAUUUGCUAUUCGAGUGCAUACAGAUGACAUGUAUUUUUUCUCCUGCCCCUGUUAAUGUCCAUUUCAUAAUGGGCCAUUCUUUAUUUAGUAAACAUUUAUUAGCCCUUUUUUGUGAUAUCCAAUUGGUAGUUUUGUCCCAUCGCUGCAACUCCCAUACAGACUCGGGAGAGGCGAAGGUCGAGAGCCAUGCGUCCUCUGAAACAUGACCCUGUCAAGCCGCACUGCUUCUUGACACACUGCUCGCUUAACCCGGAAGCCAGCCGCACCAAUGUGUCGGAGGAAACACUGUAUAACUGCCGACCGAAGUCAGCGUGCAUGCGCCCGGCCGCCAAAAGGAGUCGCUAGAGUGCGAUGGGACAAGGACAUCCCAGCCAGCCAAACCCUCCCCUAACCCGGACAACGCUGGGCCAAUUGUGCACCGCCUCAUGGGUCUCCCGGUCGCGGCCGGCUGCGACACAGCCUGGGAUCGAACCCGGGUCUGCAGUGACGCCUCAAGCACUGCGAUGCAGUGCCUUAGACCCCUGCGCCACUCGGGAGCCAAUGGGCCAUUAUAAAUCAAAAUACCUGAUUAAAUUGAGAAUAGUCUGAUUGGUGAAAAUAUGAUCACUUGAUGAGAGAACAGCUGUGCAGCCUGGGGCACAAGCUUUUUUUGCUACUUUCUCAAAUCAUCAAUAGUCUAUAGUCGCACCAUGCAGCCCAUACACUACCGGUCAAAAGUUUUAGAACACCACUCAUUCAAGGGUUUUUCGUUAUUUUUACUAUUUUCUACAUUGUAGAGUAAUAGUGAAGACAUCAAAACUAUGAAAUAACACAUAUGGAAUCAUGUAGUAACCAAAAAAGUGUUAAACAAAUCAAAAUAUAUUUUAUAUUUGAGAUUCUUCAAAUAACCACCAUUUGCUUUGAUGACAGCUUUGCACACUCUUGGCAUUCUCUCAACCAGCUUCACCUGGAAUGCUUUUCCAACAGUCUUGAAGGAGUUCCCACAUAUGCUUAGCACUUGUUGGCUGCUUUUCCUUCACUCUGCGGUCCGACUCAUCCCAAACCAUCUCAAUUGGGUUGAGGUCGGGGGAUUGUGAAGGCCAGGUCAUCUGAUGCAGCACUCCGUCACUCUCCUUCUUGGUAAAAUAGCCCUUACACAGCCUGGAGGUGUGUUGGGUUAUUGUCCUGUUGAAAAACAAAUGAUAGUCCCACUAAGCCCAAACCAGAUGGGAUGGCGUAUCGCUGCAGAAUGCUGUGGUAGCCAUGCUGGUUAAGUGUACCUUGAAUUCUAAAUAAAUUACAGACAGUGUCACCAGCAAAGCACCCCCACACCAUAAGACCUCCUCCUCCAUGCUUUACGGUGGGAACUAAACAUGCAGAGAUCAUCCAUUCACUCACACGCGUCUCACAAAGACCCGGCGGUUGGAACCAAAAAUCUCAAAUUUGGACUCCAGACCAAAGGACAAAUCUCCACUGGUCUAAUCUCCAUUGCUUGUGUUUCUUGGCCCAAGCAAGUCUCUUCUUAUUAUUGGUGUCCUUUAGUAGUGGUUUAUUUGCAGCAAUUCGACCAUGAAGGCCUGAUUCACGCAGUCUCCUCUGAAGAGUUGAUGUUGAGAUGUGUCUGUUACUUGAACUCUGUGAAGCAUUUAUUUGGGCUGCAAUUUCUGAGGCUGUUAACUCUAAUGAACUUAUCCUCUGCAGCGGAGGUAACUCUGGGUCUUCCAUUCCUGUGGCGGUCCUUAUGAGAGCCAGUUUCAUCAUAGCGCCUGAUGGUUUUUGCGACUGCACUUGAAGAAACUUUCAAAGUUCUUGAAAUGUUCUGUAUUGACUGACCUUCAUGUCUUAAAAUAAUGAUGGACUGUCGUUUCUCUUUGCUUAUUUGAGCUGUUCUUGCCAUAAUAUGGACUUGGUCUUUUACCAAAUAGGGCUAUCUUCUGUAUAGGUUUGUGUCAUUCACAACUAAAGUUGCCAAAGAACUCUAAAUCUGUCAUAUACUGUAGGACCUGUUUCAAAUGAUCACUUUUAAGCUCAACAUAGCCACUCCACAUGCACACUUGCUCCGUAAUGGAAAAAAUAUCCUUUCAAUUUUAUUCAGCUAAGUUCAAUUAUAUUCUUCUUACUAUAAAAUCAUAUAAAAUAAAAUAAUGGCAAGGGACUUAUAAGCAUAUCUUGUCAGCUAAAUGAACAACCCUACAGCAUGGAGCAUAGCCAGAUAACUAACAUACAGUAGGCCAACUCAUAUUCUGCUUUUCUGAAAUACAUUUUCUUCAUAUCAUAAUGUUUCUUUAGACUUGCCUAAAAUAAAUAAUGGAUUUAUUGUGAUGGUAUAUAUUAAAUUGAUUUAUUAUACUUUUUUUAAUGUAGAUAUUCAAAAGGCGCCCAUCAGCGGCUUGUAUGUGUGGCGGCCUGGAGAUGCUAAAUGUGUUUAUGUUAAUUAACGGUCAAUUACCGUGAGACUGCCAGUCUUUUGCAUGACAACCGGAUGACAACAUCUCAUGACUGCCACAGCCCUAAUGCUGUAGCCGAAUUGUGUCGCUCCUCUGCUCUCAACAGAUAGGCAGUGAUGAGUCUCCGCCUGAGGCAUGCCUUGCCUUUGUUUCGGUCCAUGGCCAACAUGGCUGCAGCACAAAGGAUUUGAAGAAGCUCCUGAAGGAAGCUGCAGGCAGGUAGCUACACACAACUUCAUACUCAUCUCCUCAGAGGAUCUACCUCACUCUAGUGCUAGAGGAAACUAACAACAAAAAUUAUAAUAAAUGAAAUUAAAAUCUGUUAUUUUAUAAUUAACAGUUAAUAAAUGACGUCAUUCAAGUUUGAUUAGUACAAAUUAUAGAUUUGUAUGUAAAUGGUGGAAUCUAACUUUCUUUUUACGUGUUUGCAGGCCAAAACCUUAUCUAUACAAGAAUGAGCACAGAUACCCUGGACUCAAUAAAACAGAUGUCCCUGUUGUGAUCCUUUAUGCUGAGAUCGGCACCAAAAAGUUUGGCUCUUUCCACAAGGUGCUGGCUGAGAAGGCUGCGGAGGGCAAGCUCAUCUAUGUGCUACGUCACUUUGUAGCUGUGAGUAGUGAGGCUUUUUGGAUUUCCUUAAUCAUUUUUAACGGUAUUUAAAGAUUGAUACGCUCUAGCCAGGGAUUGAAGUGGGAUUUUAUAGGGGGUACAACAACUGUCCUCAAAACCGGGUGCUUUACCACACUUAUUUUGAACAGUAAUCUAUUAAAUGACCACUGUAUGCCGUUUUUUUUUAUCCUCAGUUGCUAUAACUCAUAAUGGUUGGCUAUGCUCUUCUACAUGUGAAAAUCUGAUUUGGUUCUAACCAAUAUUGGACGGAUGUAAGAUUGCAUGUUGUUGGAAGCUUGGAAGUGUUCAUGCUAAUGGAGAACACUGGUCCCAACUUUGAGCUCUGUGGGAAGAUGGAAUGGAGGGGGUGACAGGAAGGCCAUUGCAGCUUUAAGAACAACAUCCACAAAGGGUGAGGUCAUCAGGGCUGUACAACAAAUGGAUUGCAUUAGCUGCCAGUGUUCAGCAGGAGAAUACAGAUAACCAGAGGAAGUUAGCUGGGGCCUGAGUAACGGAUGGCCUGACACUGUGAGAAGCAGCACUAAUGUGUUCUUUUCAGAGAUGUACCACAGAGUUCACGAGCUACCGCGUAGGUGUAAAAGACUACACAUUCAGAGCACCUCAUGUCUCUGAGAUGUGAAUAAAAUCUUAAGAAUCACAGGGUCAUGGAGUUGAAGUUAACAUGCAAGGCCCUUUGGCAUGCACUACCAGUUUGUCCACUCAUGAAGAAAACAUGAUUUCUUAUAGGCCUUGAAGUGUAAAUCAAUGUUUUUCUUCCCCCUUACAUUGAAUUAAAACACAUGCUUUUAUGGUUAAGAUUAUAUUUCCAUUGCUGAUUUCCACUACAGGAGCCAAAGCCUCAGAAGAUGCUGUUGUCUGGAUAUGGUGUUGAAUUGGCCAUAAAAAGCACCGAAUAUAAAGCUGUGGAUGACACACAAGUAAAAGGUUUGUUUAUGCAUGCUUAUUCUGUAUUAAAAUAUAUAUUGAACUGAUGCCAAUUGAAGAAUGUUAAUGGCAACUCUGCUUUUCUAAAGAUAAAGGAGCAGUGAACACUGAUGAGGAUGACAUUGAUGAAGUCCAGGGCUUUCUCUUUGGGAAAUUGAAGUAAGUCAAUGUAUUUAUAAGUCAAUAUAUUUGUAUAAUACAAUUGGAACCAUAGUAUCACCUUCUGUCUUGUUCUGUCCCAGAAAAUCCCACCCAGACCUGGAGGAGCAGCUAGGGGAGCUCCGGAAGCAUCUGUUGGAGAGCACCAACGACAUGACUCCUCUCAAAGUGUGGGAGCUUCAAGGUACUGAGCAUCCAUUAGUUAUGUUAUACGUUUUUCCUGACCACAUGACCUGACUAGGAAACACUCAAGGCCCUAGCUAAUAGAUACCUUGAGUGUACAAACUCAAUAUUAGAGUGUGCAACUCAAUAUUAGGAAGGUGCUCUUAAUAUUUUGUACACUCAGUGUAUCAAAAGGGGACCAUGGCGCUCUCCCAGAAGCUUGGCUGGUGCGUAAAACCCGCAAAUUCAGACAAACAAAAGGUGUAAUGGGUCCACACUCGAAAAGAUGUCACAAAGCUCACCUCAUUUUUCAAUUUUGUUAUUGUUAUUUUCACUGCAUCAGGGAUAGCGUACAUAGACAUUUCGGCUUUGCAGCCUUCUUCAGUGUGUAGGUACAAUUUUAUUUUAAUUAAAAACAGCAUUUGUAGGGAACAACUGAUGAGCAGCAGGUGCUUCUAAUCAGGGUUGCCACUCAUCUGCCAAUCAGGGAUGUAGCUUUUCUGGUCUACCUGUAUACAAGUUAGUCACAGAAAUACAGAAUUAUAGGAUAUGGGAGUGGGCACAAAGGGCAAUUGAGGGCAUCAGGCAUGAACCAUUCAUUAAUCAAUUGCCUUAUGUGCCUGCUCACUUACUCACAUACAUUAUAUCAAUUCAUGAGAUAGCUUACCACAAAUGACAUCAGGCUCAACCGUUCAUGAAUGUGUUGGGCUAACUCAUAAACGAUAUGUAAAAUCUGAUAUGGACAGUGUUCUUGUAUAACUUUUGGCCUAUAGGAAGGAGGUGAAAUCUCGUUAUUCGUUUGAACCAUGUGGAGAUACAGAAUUACUUGUAUUUAUUGACAUGGCGUCUUUUCUUGUUGUAAUCACCUCCUCUGCGUGGAGGAUGAACAUUUUAGAUCCCGACGCAACGCAAUUCAUUAAUAGAAUGAUUUUGUUCUAUAAAGUGUCUUGUAACUGGUGAGGUGAUAUCUUGACGUCUGAUAGUGGAUUUAUGUUCUUCAAGGCGCGGGAUGUUUUUCCAAUAUAAAUCUUAUUGCAAGAACACUGUAACAUAUAAAUAACUCCUUUAGUAUUGCAAGUUAUACAUUACUUUAUCUCAUAGGUCCUAGAAGUCUAAGGGCAUACAAAGUUAUAAUAUUUCCUUAUGGUGCUACAUGAGGUAUAUGAUAUACAGGUGAAGCAUCCUUUUACGAAUGCCUCUUUUCUCUCUGACCACAUCUGAUUUAACCAAUGUGUUUGAUAGAUUUCUUGGUCGUUUAUAGGUGAAUAGUGCUCCCGGGUGGCGCAGCGGUCUAAGGCGCUGCAUCUCAGUGCUAGAGGCGUCACUACAGACCCUGGUUUGAUUCCAGGCUGUAUCACAAUCUGGCCGUGAUUGGGAGUCCCAUAGGGCGGUGCACAAUUGGCCCAGCGUCGUCCGGGUUUGGCCGGUGUAGGCCGUCAUUGUAAAUAAGAAUUUGUUCUUAACUGACUUGCCUAGUUAAAUAAAGGUUAAAUAAAAAAUAUAAAUAAAGGUUGAUUCUGGUAGGCAGAAGUCUGAUAAUAUAUGCCAGUGUUUAUUGACAGUAUACUUGAUGCCAUUACAGCUAUCAUUGAAAAUAAGUAUAUAGUUUACAGAAAACUGUUUCUUCUAUUUCUUAAGUAAGCUUAAUGCAACAACGUUUUGAGUGCGGACCCAUUACACCUUUUGUUUGUCUACACUCAGUGUAUACCACCUGAACUGACCAGGAAAAACCCCUGGCCAUACCCGUUAGUUACAGUGGGGAAAAAAAGUAUUUAGUCAGCCACCAAUUGUGCAAGUUCUCCCACUUAAAAAGAUGAGAGAGGCCUGUAAUUUUCAUCAUAGGUACACGUCAACUAUGACAGACAAAAUGAGAUUUUUUUUCUUCCGAAAAUCACAUUGUAGGAUUUUUAAUGAAUUUAUUUGCAAAUUAUGGUGGAAAAUAAGUAUUUGGUCACCUACAAACAAGCAAGAUUUCUGGCUCUCACAGACCUGUAACUUCUUCUUUAAGAGGCUCCUCUGUCCUCCACUCGUUACCUGUAUUAAUGACACCUGUUUGAACUUGUUAUCAGUAUAAAAGACACCUGUCCACAACCUCAAACAGUCACACUCCAAACUCCACUAUGGCCAAGACCAAAGAGCUGUCAAAGGACACCAGAAACAAAAUUGUAGACCUGCACCAGGCUGGGAAGACUGAAUCUGCAAUAGGUAAGCAGCUUGGUUUGAAGAAAUCAACUGUGGGAGCAAUUAUUAGGAAAUGGAAGACAUACAAGACCACUGAUAAUCUCCCUCGAUCUGGGGCUCCACGCAAGAUCUCACCCCGUGGGGUCAAAAUGAUCACAAGAACGGUGAGCAAAAAUCCCAGAACCACACGGGGGGACCUAGUGAAUGACCUGCAGAGAGCUGGGACCAAAGUAACAAAGCCUACCAUCAGUAACACACUACGCUGCCAGGGACUCAAAUCCUGCAGUGCCAGACGUGUCCCCCUGCUUAAGCCAGUACAUGUCCAGGCCCGUCUGAAGUUUGCUAGAGUGCAUUUGGAUGAUCCAGAAGAGGAUUGGGAGAAUGUCAUAUGGUCAGAUGAAACCAAAAUAUAACUUUUUGGUAAAAAACUCAACUCGUCGUGUUUGGAGGACAAAGAAUGCUGAGUUGCAUCCAAAGAACACCAUACCUACUGUGAAGCAUGGGGGUGGAAACAUCAUGCUUUGGGGCUGUUUUUCUGCAAAGGGACCAGGACGACUGAUCCGUGUAAAGGAAAGAAUGAAUGGGGCCAUGUAUCGUGAGAUUUUGAGUGAAAACCUCCUUCCAUCAGCAAGGGCAUUGAAGAUGAAACGUGGCUGGGUCUUUCAUCAUGACAAUGAUCCCAAACACACCGCCCGGGCAACGAAGGAGUGGCUUCGUAAGAAACAUUUCAAGGUCCUGGAGUGGCCUAGCCAGUCUCCAGAUCUCAACCCCAUAGAAAAUCUUUGGAGGGAGUUGAAAGUCCGUGUUGCCCAGCGACAGCCCCAAAACAUCACUGCUCUAGAGGAGAUCUGCAUGGAGGAAUGGGCCAAAAUACCAGCAACAGUGUGUGAAAACCUUGUGAAGACUUACAGAAAACGUUUGACCUGUGUCAUUGCCAACAAAGGGUAUAUAACAAAGUAUUGAGAAACUUUUGUUAUUGACUAAAUACUUAUUUUCCACCAUAAUUUGCAAAUAAAUUCAUUAAAAAUCCUACAAUGUGAUUUUCUGGAUUUUUUUUUCUCAUUUUGUCUGUCAUAGUUGACGUGUACCUAUGAUGAAAAUUACAGGCCUCUCUCAUCUUUUUAAGUGGGAGAACUUGCACAAUUGGUGGCUGACUAAAUACUCCCCCCCCCCCCCCCCCCCCCCCCCACUGUAUGUGCUAGCCUGUGUGCCACUUACUGACUGUGAGGAUCACUGUGGUGACAGUUUGAUUAAUGGCAAUGGAAUGGAAAUUAUAGCACUUUACUCUUGAGCUUAGUAAAGCAAUCAGUUUAUGUACAGUAGAGACUGUCAAGUACAUGUUCAAUGUACCGGGCUUGGCCACAUGUUGCUCCCACCCGUGUGCUAUUACUUUGAUUGUAUGAAGUAGAGUGGAAAUGGGCAGGACUAACCAAGCUUUCGAUAACCCUUAUGCACAAUCAGUUCUACACAGCAUGGUAUGAUAUCCUAGGGAAAGGGAAAAUGGUCUACUAUUUGAAAUAUUUAGAAAUUGAGCUAAUGAUAUGUGUACCAACUUCACAGUUCACAGAGUUUUACGUAGUGCCUCAGUCUGAAUCAAUUAUUUGAUUGAAAUCAAUAUUUUAUUCAAUAUUUUAUUUAAUCUAUAUGUCACAAAUGAACAAUAGUUUUUUUAUGCAUGGAACAUUUUCACCAAGUAAUAUAGGCAUCCCAAGGUGAUCUACCUUUCCAAGAAAAGGUUAUUAACUGGUUCAACUUCAUAAGAUUUCAACUUCUGAUGAAAACAUCUGCAGAUCUAAGCUUCCAGGCAGCGGCCAGGAUCAUGUCUGUACCAAAGUUUGAUGCGCUGAAGCUUAUGAGAGACCUCAGUCAGAACUUCCCCAGCAAAGCCAGGUAAAGCUAUACACCUCACUCUUUCUAUUUAAAAACGCUUGCACAGUCUGCAGGAAUAAAUAAGCCCAUUUGAAAUGAAAUAAGAAGAAGUUCUCAGAGCUUGUAGACUUGAAUCCGAUCAUGGGAUGUAACUUGUUUUAGACAGCUGUUAUGAACAACAACCCAGGAGUGCUGAGUCAGCGGUCUGGCGCGUGAUUACAGAGAGUCGGCUGUAGAUAUACCAUCUGAGGGCCCACAGAUUUGGGAGAUUAAACAGGGGUUUUACUGCUCGAUGCGGGGGAAAAAACUGAUGGUGACUACAUGUUUUACUGUUCCCACAGAUCACUGACAAGAGUGUCCGUAAACCAAGAAAUGAGAAGAGAAAUUGAGGAGAACCAAAAGGUGUGAUAUCAGAAGCAGCAGUUUGUCCCUAAGACUGUGCACUUGUUUGUCUAAUGUGAGGUCUCAACGUAUCAUCUGUUUACGGCUAUUAUUGUAAAUGCUCUUACAUUCUUUCCUCUGGCAUCUCAGAGCUUACAGCCCUUAGAAUAUAUUUCUACAUUGUAAUAUCAGCCAUAUACUAUAGAGAUAAUGAGGGUUUGGUUGGCAUCAGACUAACAGCAGUGAAUCGUCUCUAUUCCAGCGGCUGAGUGAGACCAUGGGGAUCCAUCCGGGAGAUGGAGGCCUGUUCAUUAACGGCCUGCACAUUGAUCUGGAUGUCCACAACCCCUUCAGGUACAGUAGGAGCUCAACUCAGCAGGGAGGAUCAACCGUCAGCCUGCCUGCUCUCUGCUCUCUCUCCCCGGGUCGCCCCAGCCUCAGCGCUUGCUGCCCACAGCUCAGUGAUCCAGGGAUACAGGAUCAGAGCUAUCCUAGCGCACCUCCUACAGACAGCUGCCCUGCUCGGGGGAGAUGAAAGCUGACCUGCGAUUUCUCUGAUUCUCUUUAUUUGGUAGCAUCUUGGACACUAUCAGAGGAGAAGCCAAGAUCCUGGAGGGCCUCCAUAACCUGGGCAUUACGGGAGAGGACCUAGGAAAGCUACUGAGACUGCCCAUGAACCCAGUGGAAGAAAACUACGCCUUAGACAUCCGUCAUCCAGCUAUAACGGUGAGAGUCAGGGUGCUUUCACACUUGGUUCCUUUCAGCCAAUUUUUGUGAACUCAGUGCGGUUCGUUAAUUUUUUGUUCAGUGUGAAAACUCAUACCCCUCAAAAGAGCCCCUGAAGCGAACCGAACUGAGACCAUCUCGAGAGGUGGUCUGAGUUUGGUUUGCUUGAAUUCCGUGGUCCAGUUCCCUUUUUUAGGUCAAUGUGAACACAAAGCUCCCCAUGUUCGCUUGUCAUUAUUCCAGCACCACACACUAGAAUACUGCAAUAACCCCUCACUUUGGUGCCACAAAAGAGAGAAGAUGAUGAUGUGCAGCUUAGUGGAAAAAACGUGUGCUGUUUUUGGAUAUUAAUUAGCAAUUGUCAAGGAUGCACAGAAAUUCUAAAAUAUGUGUGGAGUUUUUAUACUGACACGAUGCUCAGAUUAUUUGUUUGCAAUAUGUGAUCUAUAAGCUAAGAAAGCUUCAUACGCUGUUAUUCGAUUGUGGGGUUUGAAUAGUGUGAAAAGACAACAUAUUUGGUGAGAAUCACAACAUAGGGUACAAAACCAAGGUCCUUGCUAUCCGGUAUCCUUGGGACGUCCCAACUCUGACGUUACCCCAUUGAAGUUGACAUUUACAAUGGUUAAGGUAAGGGUUAAGGUUUAUGGGUAGGAUUUAGGGUAGGGACAUCCAAAAGAUCCCAGAUAGCACCAACCACAAAAUCAAAACUAACUUUUAAAGGGCCAGUAGCCUACAUUGGGUGUACAAUUUUAAAUUACAGCAUUAUUUAAUCUGCAGUAUUCUUCUGCUAUUUAUUCUGUUACCAAUAAUAUUUACAUGUUUAUAUUAUCGUCAAAUUAUAAUUAUUACUGUAUGUCUCAUCUUUUAACUAAAUUCAAUCUAUUAGCUUUCAAAAUGUAAGUAGGUAUAAAAAAGAAUUUAAGCAUUUCGCUACACCCGCAAUAACAUCUGCUAAACACGUGUAUGUGACCAAUAAAAUUUGAUUUUAUUUGUAUAUCUAGCUGUCCGAUAACACGUUCUGAUGGAAUGGCUUGUCCAUUGUGUGAAUGUUGGACAAAGAUCUUGGUUCCUUUCUAAACAUAACAAUGUGAAUGCAAAGAGGACUCGGACCACAGAAUAGGUGAAUUGAACUGGCAAAAUAGUUGAGUCCUAAUUCAAAGGCAAGGGCAGUGUUAAUACAAAGAGAACCGAGUUCUUUAGCUUCUUUUUUUUUACCCCAGAGUUCACUUUAAAGAGGACUGAGAUCGAUUAUUUGAAAGAGGACUAUAUGUGAAAACAACCUGAGAGAUGAACCUGUGCCAACAACCAUCGUCCUGUGGAAGGGAUGGUUUUUCUUUCUUUCUCCUGGCCCAGAUCAGCAUUGCAGGUGCUUUGUCUUGAGUGCUGGCAUCGGGGUGUGGAUUAGAGGAUCAGUCACCAGACUAUUGCACUAGUCCCAGUCUGCCAAAAACCUCAAUUAUACACUGGGCAGCCAGCCAAGGAAAGCUACUGUAUCAAAAAAAAAAAAAAAAUGAGGCCCCUCUGCCAUUUUAUUAUGGAAAAAACCUUGGGGGAAAAAACCAACAAAUGGACGUGACAUUUCAUCUAGAGAAUGUCUUCUUCCAAUCAGGCUGGCUGUCUGUCUUUUCUCUCAGUGAGGCAAGUAGAAAAUGUUCCCCUUUGGGUUGUCUGCUCUGUGCAGAGAUGGACAGGAGUGCUGGUAUCCCAUUGUGGCUCUUUGUUUCUCAGGGAGGUUUCUCAGCGUUCUGAGGGGGGGAGAGAGUUCUGUUAGUGCCAGUUUGGCUUGUAAUGGAUGAUUAAGCUACAGUAGGCAUCUGCUUCCCUACCUCCUAACACUGGAGUAUAUACAUGUAGCUAACCUCCCAUGCACUUUUCAUUCAGAUGGCACAAACAUACAGUGCAUUCGGAAAGUAUUCAGACCACUUCUCUUUUUCACCGUUACAGCCUUAUUAUAAAAUGGAUUAAAUAAAACAUUUUCCUCAUCAAUCUACACACAAUUCCCCAUAAUGGUUUAAACAUUUUUACAAAUGUAUUACAAAUUAAAAACAGAAAUACUGUAUUUAACAUUUCUAAAAACCUGUUUUUGCUUUGACAUUAUGGGGUAUUGUGUGUAGAUUGACGAGGAAAUCCCCCAAUUUAAUCCAUUUUAAAAUAAGGCUGUAAAGUAACAAAAUGUGGAAAAAGUCAAGGGGUCUGAAUACUUUCCCAAUGCACUGUAUCAUCUAUCAUCUGCUCCUUGGGGAAUAUGGGAUAAAGUGCAGUCGCAUUUAAUUAAUUUGAUCGUUUUCAAGACUAAAACUGUAGGUUGCUGAUAUGUAUGGUAUUGAGGUUACGGUUGCCAAUAUUUCUGUCUGAUGUGAGUGUGGCUUAUUUUAGUAUUAAAGUACUGAAUUCUAAUUAAAUGCAGCUACGCUCGCAAAGCUUUCACUGUGCUGAUUACUCUGAUGUAUUUGGGCCUCGGGACACUUAAACUCAGUUUAAGACAAAACUAAUUCCACAACCUUCCACACUAAACCAGCUUUCCUCUUUCCUUUCCCAGUGGAUUAACGACAUCGAGACAGACUCCAUGUACCGCAGCUGGCCCUCCGGUGUUCAGGAACUCCUCAGAGCCACGUUCCCCGGAGUGAUCCGCCAGAUACGACGCAACUUUUUCAACCUGGUGAGAAGAAAGGACAUUUGGGAAGGGUUGUGACACAAAGCCACUGGAACAGUUGUUUCAUCUUUUAGAGGAAAUCCUGUAUAAUACAUGGUGGUCAGGUGAAUUUGCACUACAAUAGACCUACAUGUCAGAGUAAACUGAUUAUGUAAGGAUGUUUUUCUAGCUGAGAAGUCUUACGUUCUUUUGUUUUCAGGUGCUGUUGCUGGACCCAGUUCAGGAAGAGAGCAUUGAGCUGGUGAAACUGGCAGAGCUCUUCUACAAACACAAGAUUCCUCUCAGGUACUUUAUAGGUUGCAGAGAACUACACGUUUCUCUUUGCACCUGUCAACUCCACCAGAUGGUGACUCAGACUUUGUCUGCAAAUUGAAACAAUGUAUUUUUCUGCUUCUUUAAGGAUUGGAUUUGUGUUUGUCGUCAAUACUGAAGACGAAGUCGAUGGAACUAUGGAUGCUGGAGUUGCAUUUUUCCGGCUGCUGAAUUACAUCGCCGACGAGUAUGAUUUAUCACAGGCUCUCAUGUCUAUGGUCUCUGUGAGUAUCUCAUGCUUACCCAUUUCCAGCAAGCACUUUCUUGUGGAAUUAUUUAAACACAAUCUUUUACAAGCUCAUGUCUCUUUGAUGUUUCUCAGUUGUAUAAUGGUGCCCUCUCUGUUGGGCCGCUGUCUCAGACAUUAUUGGACUAGACGAGUGAGGAGUCCUGAGGCAUCAGCCUAUGUAGGCAGGCCUGGAAGUUAUGGACAGUGCCUUUGAUGUAAUGGAGAGUGAUGGUCAAGUCUCACUGACCUUUUUUGUGCACUUGCAGAUGUACAACAAAGUGGAGAUCGGCGAGACAUUGUCUGUUGACACAGUGUCUGCAUAUCUCAAGAAGAAGUACCCCAAAGCCAGUGCUGCAAGGAUUCUUGGGGAGGAUUCUGAGUAUGAUGACAAAAGAAAGGUAUGGUUAAUGGACGGUAUGUUUCUCUUGUGCAUGUACUUUUCAAAUGUAAACCAUAAGAUAAAGUAUAUUACAGUUUCAAAAUACCAGAUUAAUUUGAUUACAUGCCUCUAAAUGUUUGUUCAUAAUGCAUAAAUAACUCAUGAAACAGGAAAGAGAGAACAUUCUAUGGCUUGGGUGGCUUUCACACCACCUGAUAUAGAGGUCCUGGAUGGCAGGGUGCUCGGCCCCAGUGAUAUACUGGGCUGUCUGCACCACCCUCUGUAGCGCCAUGCGAUCGAGGGCAGUGCUGUUGCCAUACCAAGCAGUGAUGCAGUCAGUCAAGAUGCACUCAAUGGUGCAGCUGUAGAACCUUUUGAGGAUUUGAGGGCCCAUGCCAAACCUUUUCAACUUGCUGAGGGGGGAAGAGGCGCGGUCGCGGCUUCUUCACGAGUGUGCGCGUACUUGAAGCCGAGGAACUUAAUCAAAUAGCUUGAGUGUCCAUUAACCCAGGCUCUGGUCUGUGUUGGGGACAACAGGCAGGGGCAAUGUUCUACAAGAAGAGUGGCUUGGGCCCCCUGCCUCUGGCUCUGUUCAACGGAGUCCCACUCAAUGCUGAGGAGAUGGACCCAGAUGAACUGGAGACUGUCAUCCUACAGCGCAUCAUGGACACCACCAACUUCUUCCAGAGAGCUGUCUACAUGGUAAGAACUGUUGGGGGAAUUGUAGUCAUUAUCAUAUUGUCCAUUUGUGUCCAUUUAUUGUCCAUUUGUGGAAACAGAUCUUAGUUUGUUAUUUAAUAUGAGAACUGUCUCUAGGUCAACUGAUUUGGUUGAAUAGGUUAUGUAAAUAAUAUGAUUUCCUCACUUCACAUGACCAGGGCCAGCUUACUGAGGGGACAGAUGUGGUGGACCAUCUGAUGGACCAGGCCAAUGUGGUGCCACGCAUCAACCCUCUCAUCCUCAGCACUGACAGGACAUAUCUGGAUCUCACAGCCACUCCAGGUAACAAAUAACACAUUCUUGUCCUUUGAUAAUGUGUGUAUUGACAAUACAGUCUCAAUACAAUUUACAAUACUUUUGUUAAGAUUAUUCAUUUUCUCCUUUCAGUUGUAUAUGAGUGGGAGGACACCACCAUGUUCUCAUACCUGGACUCCAAGGACAAGACUGCUGUCAUAGCAAAAAGAAUGAAGUAUUUCACCAAAAAUGGUAAGAGGCAGGGUAUACUUUUGUGGCACUCCUGAUUUUAUAUUUCUUUCUCCCUUGAGUGUAAAUACUGUAGUGAUGUAUGGUUGAGUAUACUUGAACAAGGGUAUAAACUAUUUGUUCCGAAAAAGCUGAGCAGCUUAUACGAGGGUGGGAACGUCUGAGGUGUGUUUGUUCGUCAAACAUUUCAUUUCACCAGGCGGAUCGUCACACUUUACACACAGAUAAUAUACCAACAUAUUAGUAUGGAUCCAGGGAUGUGUAAAAUUGCCCGUUAGGGGAGCCGUCUGUGCUUGGUCUGAGGUAAUUGCACUGCGCCCUGGUUAAUAGUUUGGCAUCAGGCCAGUGGUCCAUUGGUCCGGCCUCAGCCCCAACUCUGCUGCAUCCUGCCUGGGGAGCCCUGCUCAGAGUCAGGGUGGGGCUGGAGCUGCCCAGGGAAGCUGAGAGGCUGAGGAAGGUGACAGGGGGGAAUGAAGCAGUAAACCCUGACAGGUUGCACAAUCUCCUUCUGAUUUAGUGUGCUUUUCUCAAGGACUGUGCCUCUCUCUCACUCUCUCUCUCUUCUCUCUGGAUCAUAUAACUUGAGCCAGAUUUAAUUCCCUUCUCACUGCCCGUCUCCACUGUCAGUAGGUGGUCUGUGUCAAGACCCUUUUUAAGGGAUUAGCAAUAUUCCCUUAUAAGCAUGCUGGAGCUUUAAGAUUGAGAUCCCUCUUUUUAACUGAAAAAAUUGUCAGAAAUACUUUAAUAUCUGCUUUAUAUUUGAUGUCAAGACUGGCUGAGUCACUGUGUAUUUGAGCAUUUGAAAUGAUUCAGUGCUUUUUGACAAUGGCAGUUUUUCUGCUUUCAGAAAUGUCACCCUAUUUGAAAUGUUGCGUUGUACAGUAAUUGAUGUUUAUUUCCAGACGAGGAUGGGAUUAAUGGAGUGACUGUGUGGAUCGUUGGGGAUUUUGAAAAGGCCUCAGGGAGAAGACUGCUGCUGAACGCACUGAAACACUUGGUGAGAUUCUGCUGCUGUACGCUACUGCAGGGUUUCCCAAACUCUGACAUGGGGGGCCCUCCCUGGGUGCACAUUGUGUUUUUUGCCCUAGCACUACACAGCUGAUUCAAAUAAUUAAGCUUGAUGAUGAGUUGGUUAUUUGAAUCAGCUGGGUUGUGCUAGGGCAAAAACCAAAACGUGUACCCAGGGAGGGCCCGAGGACCGAGUUUGAGAAACCCUGCUCUACUGCAGAUCUUCUCCUUUCCCUUAUCCACACAAGGCACAAAUGACAUAAUUUUCACUGGCAAAGUUUGGAGCUAUGAAUUAAGCUAUGUAUUAAUGAUCAUUUAUAAAUUACAAAAAUUAACAUCUGACUUUUUGCUCAGUACUGCCGAUCAGUCACGUCAAUGUGAUUUAGGAAUCCUAAUUAAGUACACUGCAGUGGCCUGCGCCACACCAAUGCAAAUUUAGCUUUUAAUGUAGUCAAGCAAGGUAGGUAUACCCCUAGACUUUAAUUACUAUCCAGCUGCCAUGGAGAAUCUUUGUUGGAAUUAAAAUUUUAAAACUCACGUGGGACACCAUUUUACCUUGGCCUGAAAUGAAAACAAAGGCUGCAGUUGUUAUUCUCUGAUAAACACCCACAUAAAUAUUCCAUGGUUGAUAUAAAAUACAGCCAGGGUUAUACCUCACUUUACUGCAGAUAAGAAGAGAAAGACUAUUAGUAGAGUCAUGAAGGUCUGGCCACUGCAAGCUAUUGAGGCUUAUUUUUAAGAAGGUAUAGUUAUUAUGAGCUCUCUACUGAGACAGACAAUACCUUGUCAACAAGAGACAAGAAUGUUAUAAAGUUAGUGAAAUCUCACCUAUUCUCACAAUAAAUCUCCUGUCUGCAGUAAUUUCAAGGACAUCCUCAAAAUGUUUUGUAUAGGCAAAGUUAAAGGUACCUUACUGUGAUUUUUUUCUUCAAUUAAAAUGGUCAAAAAGAAACAUAGCUUCUUAGCAAAGGGCAAUUUCUCAAGCAAGGAUUUUGCUAGGACUGUCUGGGAGUGGUCUGAGUGGGAAGGGGAAAACUGAAAAUUAGCUGUUAUUGGCAGAGAGGUUUGGCACUCUCUUAUUGGUCUAUUAACUAAUUUACCGCAUGAUGAUGUCACCAUGGAAAACUCCAUCCCACCAAAACAGGCUGAAAGUAUUUUCAAACAGCUCUUACACUAAAAGGGAACUAUCAUAAUUUUCAAAAUUUCACAGUAUUAUUCCAACCUCAUAGUGUGGAAAUAUACACUCACCGGCCAGUUUAUUAGAUACAACACCCCGUUCACGAAAAUGUAUCGCUCCAACAGACAGUGAGACACGUGGCCAUGGCUUGCUAUAUAAAGCAGUCAGACAGGCGUUGAGGCAUUCAAUUACUGUUAGAUUGAAUGUGGUAUGAUCGUCUGUACUAGGGGCGCGAGAUCCAGUAUCUCAGAAAUGGCCGCCCUCCUGGGCUUUUCACGCAUGACAGUGUCUAGGGUUUACUGAGAAUGGUGCAACAAACAAAAAACAUCCAGUCAGCAGCAGUCCUGUGGGCGAAAACAGCUCGUGGAUGAGAGAGGUCGAAGAAGAAUGGCAAGAAUCGUGCAAGCUAACAGGCGGACCACAGACAGACAUAAUAGUGGCGCAGUACAGCUGUGGUGUGCAGAACGGCAUCUCGGAACACACAACUCGUCGAUCCUUGUCACGGAUGGGCUAUUGCAACAGACGACCACACACCGGGUUCCACUCCUAUCAGCUAAAAACAAGAAGAAGCAGCUCCAGUGGGCACGCGAUCACCAACACUGGACAACUGAGGAGUGGAAAAACAUUGCCUGGUCCAACGAAUCCUGGUUGCGUCAUGCUGAUGGCAGAGUCAGGAUUUGGCGUAAGCAGCAUGAGUCCAUGGCCCCAUCCUGCCUGGUAUCAACGGUACAGACUGGUGAUGGUGGUGUAAUGGUGUGGGGAAUGUUUUCCUGGCACACGUUAGGUCCCUUGAUACCAAUUGAGCAACGAUUGAACGCCACAGCGUAUCUGAACAUUGUUGCUAACCAAACCCAAUAGAGCAUCUUUGGGAUGAGAUGAACUGGCUGUUGGCAGCAUGUAUGUACCGCCUCCAAUCUGCAGCAACUGCGUGAUGCCGUAGCGUCAGCAUGGACCAACAUCCCUGUGGGACGUUUCCAAAACCUUGUAGAAUCCAUGCCCCGGAGAAUUCAGGCAGUUCUGAAGACAAAGGGGGAUCCGACCGGUACUAGAUGGGUGUACCUAAUAAACUGUCCGACGAGUGUAUAUAAAACACAGGAAAAUCACGUUUUUGACUCCACUGGGCCAUUAAGCUUGACAUAAUGCUAUGUGCAGAUGUCAAAGUUCUCAUGGUGCAGACAACGAGGGAAGGAGGAACAUUACAGCACUUAAACAAGCUGCUAUUGUGUGUUGUCUUUACAAAAGAAGAGAAUACACCUUGAAGGUUAUAUUAAUUCAAUUAACAUUCUUCACUCCUUUCUUGACACCUCCACUCUGUAAAUAGGAGUGUGUAAUAAAUCAGUGCUAGGCUAAGUGCUCUCUAACCUCCCUUGUGUGCGUGUGUGUGUGUGUGUGCAGAGGGCCAGUGGUGGUGUGCGUGUGGGGGUGAUUGAUAAUCCCAGCGGUGGUGCGCCCAGCGAGGACAGCACUGUGCUCAACAGGGCAGUGUGGGCCGCCCUGCUCACCCAGAAGAACAAGGCCGCAGUGGAGUUUGUGCAGAAAAUCCUUAAAGAGGAAACCGUCCAGCUCCUCCAACAAGGAACCAAGAUGAAGAACUUACUGGUGAAGGUAAACUGGGGGGGGGGGGGGGGGGGGGGGGGGGGCUCGUUAUAUAGCCUCGUUAUUGUUAUUUUAUUGUGUUACUUUUUAUUUUAUUUUUAACUUUAGUUUAUUUAGUAAAUAUUUUCUUGAAUCUAUUUCUUGAACUGCAUUGUUGGUUAAGGGCUUGUAAGUAAGCAUUUCACGGUAAGGUCUACACCUGUUGUAUUCUGCGCAUGUGACAAAUAAGAUUUGAUUUGAGAUUGACACACGGGUGUGUCAGUAGACUCUUACUUAACUUGAAGAGCGAGAGUGGUGCCUUUCCCCCCUCACAUAGACAGUACAGUGCCUUCAGAAACUAUCCACACCCCUUUACUUUUUCCACAUUUUUGUUGUGUUACAGCCUGAAUUUAAAAUGGAUUAAAUUGAGAUUUUGUGUCACUGGCCUACACACAAUACCCCAUAAUGUCAAAGUGGAAUUAUCUUUUUAGACAUUUUUACAAAUUAAUGACAAAUGAAAAGCUGAAAUGUCAUGAGUCAACCCCUGUGUUAUGGCAAGCCUAAAUACGUUCAGGAGUAAACAUUUGCUUAACGAGUCACAUAAUAAAUUGCAUGGACUCACUAGUGUUUAACGUGAUUUUUGAAUGACUACCUCAUCUCUGUACCCCACACAUACAAUUAUCUGUAAGGUCCCUCAGUAGAGCAGUGAUUCAACCACAAAGACCAGGGAGGUUUUCCAAUGCCUCGCAAAGAAGGGCACCUAUUGGUUGAUAAAAAAGCAAACAUUGAUUAUCCCUUUGAGCAUGGUGAAGUUAUUAAUUACACUUUGGAUAGUGUAUCAAUACACCCAGUCACUACAAAGAUACAGGCGUCCUUUCUCACUCAGUUGCCGGAGAGGAAGGAAACCGCUCAGGGAUUUCACCAUGAGGCCAAUGGUGACUUUAAAACAGUUAGAGUUUAAUGGCUGUGAUAGGAGAAAACUGAGGACGGAUCAACAACAUUGUCGUUACUCCACAAUACUAGCCUAAUUGACAGAGUGAAAAGAAGGAAGCCUGUACUGAAUAAAGAUAUUACAAAACAUGCAUCCUGUUUGCAAUAAGGCACUAAAGUAAAACAGCAAAGAAAUUAGCAGAGAAAUGAACUUUAUGUCCUGAAUACAAAGCGUUAUGUUUGUGGCAAAUCCAGCACAACACAUCACAGAGUAACACUCUACAUAUUUUCAAGCAUGGUGGUGGCUGCAUCAUGUUAUGGGUAUGCUUGUCAUCGGAAAGGACUAGGGAGUUACAGUUUUGACUAAAAUCGGCUUGAAAAUCUAUGGCAAGAGUUGAAAAGGGCUGUCUAGCAAUGAUCAUCAACCAAAAACAGAGCUUGAAGAAUAUUUUAAAUAAUAAUGUGCAAAUAUUGUACAAUUCUGGUGUGCAAAGCUCUUAGAGACUUACCCGUGAAGACUGUAAUCACUGCAAAAGGUGAUUGUAAUAUGUAUUGACUCAGGGGUGUGAAUACUUACAGUACCAGUCAAAAGUUUGGACACACCUACUCAUUUAAGGUUUUUUCACUAUUUUCUACAUUGUAGAAUAAUAGUGAAGACAUCAAAACUAUGAAAGAACACAUAUGGAAUCAUGUAGUAACCAAAAAAGUCUUAAACAAAUAAAAAUAUAUUUUAUAUUUGAGAUUCUUCAAAUAGCCACCCUUUGCCUUGAUGACAGCUUUGCACACUCUUGGCAUUCUCUCAACCAGCUUCACCUGGAAUGCUUUUCCAACAUUCUUGAAGGAGUUCCCACAUAUGCUGAGCACUUGUUGGCUGCUUUUCCUUCACUCUGCGGUGCAACUCAUCCCAAACCAUCUCAUUUGGGUUGAGGUCGGGGGAUUGUGGAGGCCAGGUCAUCUGAUGCAGCACUCCAACACUCUCCUUCUUGGUCAAAUAGCCCUUACACAGCCUGGAGGUGUGUCUUGGGUCAUUGUCCUGUUGAAAAACAAAUGAUAGUCCCACUAAGCGCAAACCAGAUGGGAUGGCAUAUCUCUGCAGAAUGCUGUGGUAGCCAUGCUGGUUAAGUGUGCUUUGAAUUUUAAAUAAAUCACCAACCGUGUCAUCAGCAAAGCACCCCCACACCAUCACACCACCUCCUCCAUGCUUCAUGGUGGGAACCACACAUACAGUGAUCAUCCAUUCACUUACUCGGCGUCUCACAAAGACCCGACGAUUGGAACCAGAAAUAUCAAAUUUGGACUCAUCAGACCAAAGGACAGAUUUCCACCGGUCUAAUGUCCAUUGCUCGUGUUGCUUGGCCCAAGCAAGUCUCUUCUUAUUAUUGGUGUCCUUUAGUAGUGGUUUCUUUGCAGCAAUUCGACCACGAAGGCCUGAUUCACGCAGUCUCCUCUGAACAGUUGAUGUUGAGAUUUGUCUGUGACUUGAACUCUGUGAAGCAUUUAUUUGGGCUGCAAUUUCUGAGGCUGGUAACUCUAGUGAACUUAUCCUCUGCAGCAGAGGUAAGCCUGGGUCUUCCUUUCCUGUGGCAGUCCUCAUGAGAGCCAGUUUCAUCAUAGCGCUUGAUGGUUUUUGCGACUGCACUUGAAGAAACUUUCAACGUUCUUGACAUUUUCCAGGUUGACUGACCUUCGUGUCUUAAAGUAAUGAUGGACUGUCGUUUCUCUUUGCUUAUUUGAGCUGUUCUUGCCAUAAUACAGUGCCUUGCAAAAGUAUUCAUCCCUCUUAGCGUUUUUCCUAUUUUGUUGCAUUACAACCUGUAAUUUAAAUAGAUUUUUAUUUGGAUUUCAUGUAAUGGACAUACACAAAAUAGUCCAAAUUGGUGAAGUGAAAUGAAAAAAAUAACUUGUUUCAAAGAAUUCUAAAAAAUAAAUAACGGAAUAGUGGUGCGUGCAUAUGGAUUCACCCCCUUUGCUAUGAAGCCCCUAAAUAAGAUCUGGUGCAACCAAUUACCUUCAGAAGUCACAUAAUUAGUUAAAUAAAGUCCACCUGUGUGCAAUCUAAGUGUCACGUGAUCUCUCACAUGAUCUCAGUAUAUAUACACCUGUUCUGAAAGGCCCCAGAGUCUGCAACAUCCCUAAGCAAGGGGCACCACCAAGCAAGCGGCACCAUGAAGACCAAGGAACUCUCCAAACAGGUCAGGGACAAAGUUGUGGAGAAGUACAGAUCAGGGUUGGGUUAUAAAAUAAUAUCUAAGACUUUGAACAUCCCACGGAGCACCAUUAAAUACAUUAUAAAAAAUGGAAAGAAUAUGGCACCACAACAAACCUGCCAAGAGAGGGCUGCCCACCAAAACUCACAGACCAGGCAAGGAGGGCAUUAAUCAGAGAGGCAACAAAGAGACCAAAGAUAACCCUGAAGGAGCUCCAGAGCGGAGAUUGGAGUAUCUGUCCAUAGGACCCCUUUAAGCCGUACACUCCACAGAGCUGGGCUUUACAGAAGAGUGGCCAGAAAAAAAGCCAUUGCUUAAAGAAAGAAAUAAGCAAACACAUUUGGUGUUCGCCAAAAGGCAUGUGGGAGACUCCCCAAACAUAUGGAAGAAGGUACUCUGGUCAGAUUAGACUAAAAUUGAACUUUUUGGCCAUCAAGGAAAACGCUAUGUCUGGCGCAAACCCAACACCUCUCAUCACCCAGAGAACACCAUCCCUACAGUGAAGCAUGGUGGUGGCAGUAUCAUGCUGUGGGGAUGUUUUUCAUCGGCAGGGACUGGGAAACUGGUCAGAAUUGAAGGAAUGAUGGAUGGCGAUGUAUACAGGGAAAUUCUUGAGGGAAACCUGUUUCAGUCUUCCAGAGAUUUGAGACUAGGAAAGGAGGUUCACCUUCCAGCAGGACAAUGACCCUAAGCAUACUGCUAAAGCAACACUCUAGUGGUUUAAGGGAAAACAUUUAAAUGUCUCGGAAUGGCCUAGUCAAAGCCACGACCUCAAUCCAAUUGAGAAUCUGUGGUAUGACUUAAAAAUUGCUGUACACCAGCGGAACCCAUCCAACUUGAAGGAGCUGGAGCAGUUUUGCCUUGAAGAAUGGGCAAAAAUCCCAGUGGCUAGAUGUGCCAAGCUUAUAGAGACAUACCCCAAGAGACUUGCAGCUGUAAUUGCUGAAAAAGGUGGCUCUACAAAGUAUUGACUUUGGGGGGGUGAAUAGUUAUGCACGCUCAAGUUUUCGUCGUAUUUCUUGUUUGUUUCACAAUAAAACAUAUUUAGCAUCUUCAAAGUGGUGGGCAUGUUGUGUAAAUCAAAUGAUACAAACCCCCCAAAAAAUCAAUUUUAAUUCCAGGUUGUAAGGCAACAAAAUAGGAAAAAUGCCAAGGGGGAUGAAUACUUUCGCAAUCCACUGUAUGGACUUGGUCUUUUACCAAAUAGGGCUAUCUUAUGUAUACCACCCCUACUUUGUCACAACAACUCAAAAGCAUUAAGAAGGAAAUAAAUUCCACAAAUUAACUUUUAACAAAGCACACCUGUUAAUUGAAAUGCAUUCCAGGUGACUACCUCAUGAAGAUGGUUGAGAUAAUGCCAAGAGUGUGCAAAGCUGUCAUCAAGGCAAAGGCUGGCUACUUUGAAGAAUCUCAAAUAUAAAAUAUAUUUGGAUUUGUUUAACACUUUUUGGGUGACUACAUGAUUCCAUAUGUGUUAUUUAAUAGUUUUGAUGUCUUCACUAUUAUUUUACAAUGUAGAAAAUAGUAAAAAUAAAGAAAAACUCUGGAAUGAGUAGGGGUGUCCAGACUUUUGACUGGUGCUGUAUGUAAAUGAGAUAUUUCAUUUUCAAUAAAUUAGCAAACAUUUCUAAAAACAUGUUUGUUUUAGCUUUGUCAUUAUGGGGUAUUGUGUGUUGAUGGGUAAGAAUCUAUUUAAUCCAUUUUGAAUUCAGGCUGUAACAACAAAACGUGAAAUAAAUCAAGGGGUAUGAAUACUUUUUGAAGGCACUGUAGUUGGUUCAUAGAUUUGACGUGGAGCCCUUGAAUUAUUAGCUACUGCCGAAUGACUGGAGACUCGUCUCCACUGUUCUCUUUGUGAAACCCUGUGCCACAGGACUGGUGACGGAUGAGCACCUCUUCUCAUUUCGCCACACCCUGAAUAUUACGUGGUAGUAUAAAUAUUGAGCAUGCCUGACAGCUUCCAUACAAAGGAUGCAUAGACCUACUCACUGUCAGUUACACUUGAUCAGUCAGAGCGUGAGGAGUGAGCAUAAGGUCCACGUGCUGAAUACUUAACUACCAGUGUUCUUUGGAUACCCCAUCCCCAGAGAGACCGUGGUGGCUGAGCUGCUGCCUGGUCUUCGUGGCUGUGUGGUACAGCCAUAUGCCUGAUCAAGCCUGACCAUGGCUCCCCUCCUCUACUCUCCUCUAAGCCAUCUCUACAACCACAGGUGUUCUUCCUGCACUCAGUCUGUCUCCACACUAUUACAGUAUAGGAUUCAUUCACACUGGCAGACUCAUAGGAAACCUUCUUCUCGGGGAUCGAUCAGCCAAUCAACUGACAGGAAAUCCCCCCCCCCCCCCCCCCCCCCAUUUUUACUCUCACCAGUGACAACAGUAAAUCCUGGUGAGUCUAGUGAGUGUUCAGCCAGGGGCCUUAACACAGAGAGGCUGGGAGAGUUACCACAGCAGCCUGGCCUUCAAUUACUGCCCUCGUUAAAGGAGGGAGGAAGGAGGAGGGGAAGGAGGGAUAGUGAUGGAAAUAUCAGCAGUGGCUCUGUGUGUGGAGCUCUGUGGGUUGGGGUUUGGGAUCCAGAGAGCUGGGGAUAUGAUGUUAUUACUGGCUGCCAGACAGACUUGCUGACAUAGUUGGGGCUGACAUUAUUGGUAUUUCACCUGUUCUCCUUGGGGGUGAAAAAAUUGUUUGAGAAACUAAUAACCUGACUCUGCAAACUGAACACUCUCUCUGGUGGCUGAUUUGUUAUGGACAAAAUGGCCAAUGUUUAAUUAAAUUUGUGUUAGAUUAAUUACAAAUUGAUUAAUCUCUCUUCUGAUUUUUUUUUCUCCCAGCAUGUGCAUUGCUAUUAGCUCAGCUGGCUCUGACUUUGAAAUAUGUAUGUUUAAUAGCGGAGCAGUGAUUGCCCCUGAUGCAGGACUUCAACGAUUUGUCAAUAACAAAGUGAUUUCUAGCCCGGCAUGCAUCCUACUUUACAUCAAUGCGAUUCAGACUUUGUUUUGAGUGGACUGCAAUGGGAGCGAUGUCCUUCAGGAGGCCUUUCCAAUCAUAUAUCACCCGUUCUUCAGACAUGUACAGUACGACUGUGUUUCUUUUUCUCCACUGCAGGGCAUGGACGCGGAUGCCUUUGAGAAGAAGUUCAACACCAUGGAGGUGGAUUUCAUCCGCAGUCAGCAGCUGUUCUGCAGAGAUGUCCUGAGGCUGCACACUGGACAAAGGGCCGUGGUCAGCAACGGCAGGGUGAGUGGACAGGACUCUACAGUCCCUGUUUUACCAGUGUUAUAGUGAUACAGUCCACUGUCCACUGCAAUGACAUUAACACACCAGGAAAUGUAUUAUCUCAGCAUUACUUACCGAAUGAUACUAAACAUCAUAACAAAUAAUUAUAUGAACCAUGGAUUACUGUCAAUCGGGAGAGGUAGUAGAGCACAUUGACCUUUCGGUAAAGUAAGCGCUGUCAGUGUUGUCAGGGGGAGAUGAGAUGAGCGGGUUAUUCCACAGUAAGCUGCUGUAGGAGGUGAGUAUUAUUCUCUCUGGUGUUUCACAUAGCUCCUCUGGACUGUCCAGUCAGCAUGACGUCUGUUUCCCAGAGGUCACAGGUGGCACAGAGGGCUGCAGCGUGUGAGAGUGUGUGUUUGUGUGUGCGCUUGUCCGUGUGUGUGCGUCUGUGUGUGUGUGUGUUAUCAUAGAGCAGAGCUGAUGACUGAUGUCUCGGCAGCAGCAGCAGUGCUGACAGCAAAGGAUGAAGGGGCCAGACCCUGAGAUGGCAGUAACAAUUAAUAUCAUUUUACAUUCCUCUGCAGUCCGUCCAGCAGAGUAGGGGAUGCUUUCUCUCCUCUUAAAAUAGAAAGGGAAAAUGGAGAGGCAGCAGCCCUGGAACACAAUGACCAUAUGGGGGGAAGAGAUGAAACACCCAUCUCCCUUUAGAUUAGUACUUUAUUUUAGGUGGAUGCUCUGUACAAAAGUCCAACAUUCAAUGUCUAGAAACAGGUACAUCAGAGCACAUUGUUGAACUUUGACAUUGUUGAGGAAUGCAUUCUAUUAGUGAAAAUUGUUAAGGGAUUUUAUUUUUGAGGGUUGUUUGCUCUGUGUGGCACAUCACGUUUCCACUCUCUGAAAACAUUGAAUGUAAGGUCUGACCAUGAUUGUAUUCUCUUCUCUCCAUGCUAGAUCCUGGGGCCAUUUGAAGACGAGGAGGAAUUCAACGUAGAGGAUUUCCAUUUGUUAGAGAAGAUUACGCUGAGCACCACAGCCGAGAAAGUCAAAGCUAGAAUCAAGCAGAUGGGAACGAAGGGAAAGCAGUAUGUUUGUUAACAUCUCUCUCUCUCUGUUUGGACUCACUGUCUGUAGCAGUGCCCUGUGCUUCACCUUCUGCGAUGGACGCUGAUGCACAAAUCAUCAUUUUAUGAUGAAAGUCAAGUGAAAAUCAUUUCUCAUAUCCUAUGAUGAAAAUCAUAAGAUGUUAUCAAGUGAAAAUACUCAGAUCAUUUUCCAAAUCACUUCUCAUAACCCCUAGAGCCUCACAUUACGUUUAUUUUCUAAACUAUAAAAAAGACUACUGUUUUUGGAAAUAGUCUUGUGUAUUUCUAUGUGGAGAAAUGUCCGUUUUUAAAGAUUGCAGGAUCUGUCUUGAGCCAUAUUAUUCAUUCAAAAUGUCCCCCCCUGAAACAGAUUGAAGUCACAACUCUGAGCCGAGGACAGAUGUCUCUGGCUGUGUUCCAAAUGGCACCCUAUUCCCACAUAGUGCACCCUAUUCCCCCUAUGGGCCCUUGUCAAAAGGAGUGCACUAUAAAGGGAAAAGGGUGCCAUUUGGGACGCAUACUCUGGCUUCUCUCUCUGACUACCUUAACAAGCGUCAUCAAUAAGUGAUGGAAUAACCCUUGUACUCCUCUGCCCCCCAGAGCCAGCGAUCUAGUCAUGAAAGUGGACGCCCUCCUCGCCGCCGCCCCUAAAGGAGAGGGCAGGAAAGAUGUCCGCUUUGUCAAAGACAAGCACAGGUGAAGGAUAGCACUCUCACUCACCACUAUGUCUCCCACUACUGCACUUUCAGUUUCACCGGGCUUUCCUUUUGUUGUAAUGGGUCGGGGAAUUGCUAGUUGUAUCAUUUGGAAACGGUACUAAUAGGGAGAGGGAGUGUUGUGGAAGUAGAGCCACGUUGCCAACGUGUUGCUGAGUGUUGUGGAAGUAGAGCCACGUUGCCAACGUGUUGCUGAGUGUUGUGGAAGUAGAGCCAUGUUGCCAACGUGUUGCUGAGUGUUGUGGAAGUAGAGCCACGUUGCCAACGUGUUGCUGAGUGUUGUGGAAGUAGAGCCACGUUGCCAACGUGUUGCUGAGUGUUGUGGAAGUAGAGCCACGUUGCCAACGUGUUGCUGAGUGUUGUGGAAGUAGAGCCACGUUGCCAACGUGUUGCUGAGUGUUGUGGAAGUAGAGCCACGUUGCCAACGUGUUGCUGAGUGUUGUGGAAGUAGAGCCACGUUGCCAACGUGUUGCUGAGUGUUGUGGAAGUAGAGCCACGUUGCCAACGUGUUGCUGAGUGUUGUGGAAGUAGAGCCACGUUGCCAACGUGUUGCUGAGUGUUGACACUACCUUUUCUUCCUCCUCGCUAGCGUGCUCCAUCUCGCCCCUCGGGAAGACCAGGUGUUCUACGACGUGGUGGCCAUCGUGGACCCUGUGACCCGGGACGCCCAGAAGAUGUCACCGCUGUUGAUUGUAAGCAGCGCUUCCCUUUUCUCUAUCACCUCUAUUUCAUUGUGACUACGUCAAGGACAUUCAACAUUCGGUUUCAUUUGCAGGAAGGCUGCAGAUAUAUUGACAAGCUCCGACAAGGGCAAGUGUGAAAGUGCAGGCUGAAUGUUUUCAAACCCAUAACUGAUGUUAUUACUUUUCAUUAUUUUCAUUCUCUCUUUUAUAUAGGCUGAAAGGUACAUUUUCAAUGCUUCUUUACAAUUUCAUCAUUCAUUAAAUGUGACUUUCCCUAAAUGGACAUGUUUGUAAAUAGAUUCAGAGAUAACUCCUGAGUGGCGCAGUGGUCUAAGGCACUGCAUCGCAGUGCUAACUGUGCCACUAGAGAUCCUGGUUCGAAUCCAGGCUCUGUCGCAGCCGGCCGCGACCGGGAGACUCAUGGGCGGCGCACAAUUGGCCCAGCGUCGUCCAGGGUAGGGGAGGGAAUGGCCGGCAGGGAUGUAGCUCAGUUGAUAGAGCAUGGUGUUUGCAACGCCAGGGUUGUGGGUUCGAUUCCCACGGGGGGCCAGUAUAAAAAAAAUAUGUAUUCACUAACUGUAAGUCGCUCUGGAUAAGAGCGUCUGCUAAAUGACUAAAAUGUAAAUGUAAAUAACUAUAUUGCUCUGCAAGGGCUAUUCCAUGCUAAUUACCCAACUUGACAGAUAUUUGCCAGUUAUUUUUGCUGCACAGUGUGAAAUGUACAGCUCUGAGUUCCUCAGGGAAAAGGAAAGGACAGUGCUAUUUGGAGCUGCCUGCUUAUUCAGUCUGAUGAUGAUGAUUCACUGACACAAACCCACUGGCUGCACUCUGUACAUUAGCUGCCUGCCUGCCUGUUAUAUGACUGAGGUGAAUUCUAUGAGUCACCUUGCUAUCACUUCCUGAGCAGCCAGCCACUUCUGGUGUGAUGUGGAGUGUGUCGCGUUGGCCAGGAGAGUAUGUUGCAGUGUGCUGGGAUGCGGCGGUGAUCACCCUGCCACUCAAUCAGCUGCAGGCAGCCAGGCACGGCUGGGACACACGGGAGAGAACCAGCUGUACACAGUCGGACACGCUGUUCUUAUGCCCUCACCUCUGUUUGAAUCUUCCUGUCAACCUGAGCACUAAUCACUGUGUUUAUUAAGGAGAAACUAUGUCUUGUGUUAGCCAGUUCAAACAGAUUUUCACAGCGGGAUACAGUAGCUGAGUAAAGAUGGACAGCAGACUUUGAGCUUGUCUGUAGAACUUGGAGCGUGUAGGUUUACCCCGUCUGCUGAGUGGUUUAUUUUGCUGUGUACGCUAACUGGGUUCUGCCUCCCACUCCCCUCUUGCAGGUGCUCAGUCAAGUGGUCAAUGUGAAACUGCAGGUGUUUAUGAACUGCCGGGCCAAGCUGUCCGAUAUGCCCCUCAAGAGGUAAGCCUCCUCCUCUGCUCCUAAUUAAACUUCCUGCCCAAGUACUGUAGUGUGUGUGUGUGUGUGUGUGUGUGUGUGUGUGUGUGUGUGUGUGUGUGUGUGUGUGUGUGUGACCACCCAGGGCCUCUCUGAGACUACCCCACAGAUGCUAUCUGUUUAAUAACACCACCUUAUUGCUCUGGGCCUCCCCUGCUUCUCAAGACAAAUAGUUUAGAACAUAUAUGGUAGUGCAUAGAGGUGUGGAGGUUUUAAGGUAGACUCAUUCUCUUGAUCGCAUAGGUGCAAUUGAGUGGAGUUUCUUUCUUAACAUUAAUGAUAUUUGAUGGUAUCAGUGUGUAAAUGUUAACUUAAUUUGUGGGUUUAGGAGAAUAUGGGAAAAUGAAUAAUAAGCCAGUUUAGAGCACAAGACUCCUUCCAACUACCGCACCCCAGCAGUGACUGAGGGCUGCUAACUCUAUUGCUCACUAUUUGGGAUACUUUGCUACUGGCGAGCACAGGUGCAUCUCAUCCGCUGCCAUUGUGAGCACAUUGUAAUGUCUUCCAAGACUUUCAUGGCUUGAGGGGGAUGGCGAGGAGGAUAUCAGUUCAGUUGGCUGCCGUCUUCAGCUCUUUCUGACUUUUCUCUCUGUCUAGAAUUGGUUCACUCUUCCAAAUUUGGACCAAUCCAAUAAAGAUAGAGCGAGAGAAAGAGAGUUUCCUCUGGAGACUUGGUUAUGGCUCAGUAAUUUAAUCCUCUGUCCCCUCUCCUCCUAACUUUAUAUGCACCAGCUCUCGCUCUCUUCCACCCUGGAGUCAAAGCGCUCCUCUCUCUAACUCUCCCCAGCAGCAAGACAAGCUGCUGCGACUGAAAUUAACUUUUGAAAAAUCUUCUCGGGAGGAAAUGUGAGGAUCCUUUAGCCUCUGGGAUCGGUUGUCAGUUUUAAAUACAGAGAGAAGGUGUUAGUAAUAUUGAUCGUCUGCCGCUUUAUCUUUACUCAUUACGACUUCACUGUGUCAGAGGGCAGAUUGAAGAAAAAGCAAUUAGCAUAAAGAUUAGCAGACAAUAACCUAUGUGGAAACUCUGGCUGACUAAUACCAUAGAAGUAGAAUAUACUCUAUAUCUGGGGCAUACGUUCCUAUUAUUGGCCGAUACGGUUUCAGAUACCUCCCUUUAAGACACUGUAUCCUCAGCACUCACAAUAGAACGACUCCCUUCCCGAGAAAGUUAAAUAAUAUACAACGUGUAUGUCUAUAGCUAACAGAAGCUACUCAGUUGCGAUGCAUCUGUCUCAAAUGACCUAAUCUUGAUAAUUGUUAACAUUCACAGUUUUAGGUGAGAACCUAUCGACUUCUGUCACUCCUCACUGAACUCUUCUCUCUUUAGCUUCUACCGUUUUGUGUUGGAGUCGGAUGUGUCUUUCCUGGCCAAUGAAACAGUGUCUGCAGGACCAAUGGCUCACUUCUUGGAACUCCCUGAGUCGCCCCUCCUCACCCUGAACAUGAUCACCCCAGAGAGCUGGAUGGUGGAGGCAGUCAGGAGCCCCUAUGAUCUGGACAACAUCCACCUACAGGAGGUACUGAGCUAGGCUAAUGGGUAUCAGACCAAACCAAGGGAAGAGACGUGAUUCUCCUCCUUAACCCUCCCCCAGAUGGUAUUCUUCAUUUCCCCUCUGACCUUUUAACCUCUGUUCAGAUGAAAGGUGUAGUGACUGCAGAGUACGAGCUGGAGCACCUGCUGCUGGAGGGCCACUGCUUUGACCUGUCUACGGGCCAGCCCCCCCGCGGCCUGCAGUUCACCCUGGGCAUGAGCCAGGACCCCCUCAUGCAGGAUACCAUCGUCAUGGCCAACCUGGUGAGAACCACUCAAAUGUAGUAGUUGAAUGGGCGCCAUCUUGGCUCCAAGUUUCAUUAUGGCUCAAAUAGGAAUUUGAAUGGCAUUGUUAUGGAGGGUUUGGUGCUCAUAUGGAGACAGUUUGCAGAACUGUGUACAGCUAUGCUUCUGAUAAUGGACUCAAGGAAUGAAAAUAUAUAAAUAAAUGGAUCUCAGAUAAUUCUUUGAUGUUAUCUUAACCGAUGUUGUCAAUAGGGAUACUUCCAGUUGAAAGCCAAUCCUGGAGCCUGGAUCUUGAAGCUACGGGAGGGGAGGUCGGAGGAUAUCUAUCAAAUUCUAGCGUGAGUAUAGUCAGUCUACAGAGUCAAUAUUUUAGUUGAUUUUCCUAAUGAUUGAGCAUUAAUUUUCCUUUGAAUCUCCCAGUCUGCCAUCAGUUUUCUCUCAUCAUAUCAUGAUAUGAUUUCACUGCAUUCCAGAUAUAAGUUAGUAAUAUGUGUGAACGCAUGCAGAACCUGCUGGUAAUUAACUGUCUCCAUCUGUACAACAUCUGUUUUUUUACCUCAGUAACCGCUCGCUGGAGGUAUCAAGCACAUCGCUAUGGUAACGCAGGGAGCUGCUGACUUUGUUGCAGCUCAAGGUUUUGAUGAGUGCAGGGAGUUGUGCUGUGUGUGUAUGGCCUCGGAGACAGAGACUGGUGGGAGGAGGGAUGGAGGGAGGGAUGCUAUUAGAGGGAAGACCGAGUGGAGGGAUGAUUCAGCCGGUCACCUGCUCUAAACCCAGGAAAAUCAGCAGCACAAUAUCUUCCUGGCUGCUAGGAAGGGCGUGGGUGUGGAUUGCUGCUUAUACAGGGCACGUUGAUGUUUUUUUUUAUAUCCCAUGAUGUACAUUAACUGUAGUCGAUUUUAGACAUUCCUCUCUAGGGUUGCGGCUUGGUCAAGCCUUUUUGAAAUUCCAUGCAUUUAUCUAUCCGAUCUUUUAAAAACACAUAAAACUAAUGAACAAAUUAAUCUUAUUAAAACCGUCAUAAAUAUAUCACUCAUGACACCACUUGCAGUACUGUGCAUGGAAAUCCUAGAGAAUAUGAAUGGACAAUUCCGUGAUUCCGUCCAUGGAUCCAUACAGUACAUUGGGUCUCCCAGCUAUUACCCGCCCAUUCAUCUCCACACAGGAAAGGUUUAGGACACCUCCAGCCCUGGAUUCCACCACAAUCAUAUCAGACAACAAUAGUUAUUCCCCACUCCUCCAGGUUAAGCUAAAAGGUGUUGUCAUUUUUCACCUUGGCAGCGCCAUUAUUCUUGCUGUUAAUGGCUCUCUGCUCUGGUUAGGGGGGCCGAUCGGAGCAGAGUGGGAGUGUCUGUUCACUGCAUGUCCCAACGCCGUGCUCUCUCCUGUAGCGUACUGCCCCUGACAGCGAUGAAUGAGACGCCCAGCUCUCCCCGGAUACAAAUUGAUCUCUUGUGCUUUUCCCACCACAGCCCCUAAUGGCCUCGGCUGAGGCAGAGGCGACAGUGGACCAGUCCAAACCAAACAGCACUUUCCAACGGGGGAAAAUGCACUUUGUGCCCAAUGAGGGCGGACAUUUAUCAUAGUGAUACGGUUAAUUCUCUGCCUUUAGUAAGCACUGAAGUCAUGAUGGUUUGCUGAGCCAUGAUAGCCUAUUGCUCAUCUCUGGCUGUAGGUUGUUCAGUGGUGUUCUAACCCUCGGACCUUGGGUGUCUAAUGUUACUUACUCCACAGAGACACACUCUCCACUGGACAAGGGUUAAGAAUAGAGCACUGGGUCAUCUUAAAACAAUUACAGCCUAAGUCCAGUGGCCACACAAUUGAAACUACAGUGGUUUCCUCAUAAAGAAUGUGUCAAUAGAUAAAACAGAAAGCACGGUUGGAAAGUAACGACGGAUCAAAUGGAAUAAAAGGGAUGCUGAAUGACGAGCAGGGGGAAUUAAUAUGAUCAGAGCAAGACCUUGGCGUAGUUCCCAGAAAGGCCUGUUUGCAUGCAUUAUUCUGUUGUCUGUCUGAAUGCCUUGUCGGUGGUCCCCAGUGCUUUUCUCUCACCGUGUGUUUUCUUCCUGAGCAUAACCUUUGUUGUUGUCCUUGUGUUUUUUUCCCCCUCCCUCUGGAUUGAUGGGUUUGGCUGGGAGUGGGACACUCGUUCUGUGGGCUUCUUCACAGUUAAUGACACAUGUUAGCUGGUGGCCUACGUGUAUGUGGAUACUACAAUAUAUUGAACUGAAUACGCUAUGCAAGUGACGCGUCGUUUUCCAGGAAGCAGCCUUUUAGUUUUUUCAACUUUUCUAGACUUUUUGAAUGGUCUUCAGGGCAAAAACGUCAUAAAAGGCAUCUGGCAGAUGUAAAUUUAUCCACAAACUCAAAUAUAAUUUUAUAUAGCUAUAUAAUAUAAUAUAUAUUGCUAUAUACAUCUUAAAUGGUCAUGGUGAUCUGAAAGUAAAGUGGAAGAGUUGGUUACUUUCACAGGGAAGAGGCAAAUGGGAGAUGCUGUUCAGAGAAUACUAUGUCCAUGUUCUAACUAUUUCCCCCUAAUUGUUGGCUCUCUUACAGGCAUGAUGGGACUGAUUCUCCUGCUGAUUCUGGUGAUGUUAAAGUUGUGCUGAACAGCUUCCAUAGCAAGAUCAUCAAAGUCAGGGUAUGUAUUCUCUAACCACAUACACUAUAUGUACAAAAGUAUGUGGACACCCCUUCAAAUUAGUGGAUUUGGCUAUUUCAGCCACACCUCUCCAUAGACAAACAUUGGCAGUCGAAUGGCCUUACUGAAGACUUUCAACGUGGCACCGUCAUAGGAUGCCACCUUUCCAACAAGUCAGUUGGACUGAUACGCAAAACAAACCGGAUUCAAAACUUAGAAUCCUUCAAUUUAAAUUAUUAUAUACAAUUCUUGCUACCAAUGUUAUUUAUAUGGGGGAUACAAUCUUCCCAGCUCUGCAGAUUUUGCUGCGAAGAGACAGAAUCAUUAGAUCAUUUGUUUUGGUACUGUUCAUUUGUAGCUUGUUUUUGGACACAGGUCCAGGAAUGGCUAAAGGAUUGCAAUAUUUACCUGGAGCUAACCCUGCAGAUAGCACUACUGGGUGAUCUGAAAAGUCAUAGUCAAUCGAUCAAUAACAUAAUAAUACUAUUAGCAAAUCAAUUCACAAUCUGUAGAAACAAUGAGAAUAGAAAGGUUCAGAACUUUUGUAAGACAUCACAGUACAGUUGAAAUAUAUAUGGCAAAUAUAAAUCCUAUAUGGAUGGUGUUAAAAGAUAGAUGGGAGGUGUUGAAUGGAAUUGAAGGAUGGGACUAAUAACAACUAACAACAAACAAUAACAAGAUAACUAAUAAUGUAGGCACGCUGUGUCCAUAAUAAGUGUAUGGGUUGUAGGUUGGGAGCUUUUGUGAAGGAGCACAGUUAGAAAGAUAUGGCAUAUAGAAGCAAACCGGAUGGACAUCAUGAAAAUGAUCGGAGAGGUUGAGAGUAGAAGAAGUUCAGGAGAAAGAACAAACAAAAUGUAAUUAUUGUAAAAUUGACUGUGUCCAUAAAAUGUAGAUAGUGGGUAUGGGCUGGAAGUAGAGGCCUAGGCGUUGUUGUUCACUAGUUUACUCCAAGUGGGGAAAGGGUGGCGGGGUUGGAAAGUAAUAAAGGGGAAUAUAUAUAUAUUUUAAAGAUAUGUAUGUAUGUAUGUAUGUAUGUAUGUAUGUGUGUAUGUGUAUAUGUAUAUAUAUGUAUAUGUAUGUGUGUGUGUAUGUAUAUAUAUAUAUAUAUAUAUAUAUAAACAUGGGGGAUUGGAAGUGAUGCAGACAAUUACAUUGAUGGAAGUUACAAUCUAUCUGCAAUAUUAAGCUGAUCUACCCCCCAAAAAAAAAAAAAAAAAACAAGUCAGUUGGUCAAAUUUCUGCCCUGCUAGAGCUGCCCCGGUCAACUGUAAGUGCUGUUAUUGUGAAGUGGAAACGUCUAGGAGCAACAACGGCUCAGCCGCGACGUGGUAGGCCACACAAGCUCAUAGAACGGGACCGCCGAGUGCUGAAGCGCGUAGCGCGUAAAAAUCGUCUGUCCUCGGUUGCAACACUCACUACCGAGUUCCAAACUGCCUCUGGAAGCAAUGUCAGCACAAUAACUGUUUGUCGUGAGCUUCAUGUAAAUGGUUUUCCAUGGCCGAGCAGCCGCACACAAGCCUAGGAUCACCAUGCGCAAUGCCAAGUGUCGGCUGGAGUGGUGUAAAGCUCGCCGCUAUUGGACUCGGGAGCAGUGGAAACGCAUUCUCUGGAGUGAUGAAUCACGCUUCACCAUCUGGCAGUCCGACGGACAAAUCUGGGUUUGGUGGAUGCCAGGAAUACGCUACCUGACCCAAUGCAUAGCGCCAACUGUAAAGUUUGGUGAAAGAGGAAUAAUGGUCUGGGGCUGUUUUUCAUGGUUCGGGCUAGGCCCCUUAAUCUUAACGCUACAGCUUACAAUGACAUUCUAGACGAUUCUGUGCUUCCAACUUUGUGGCAAUAGUUUAGGGAACACGUAUGGGAUGAAUUGGAACGCCGACUGCGAGCCAGGCGUAAUCGCCAAACAUCAGUGCCCGACCUCACUGACGCUCUUGUAGCUGAAUGGAAGCAAGUCCCCGCAGCAAUGUUCCAACAUCUAGUGGAAAGCCUUCCCAGAAGAGUGGAGUCUAUUAUAGUAGCAAAGGGGGGACCAACUCCAUAUUAAUGGCCAUAAUUUUGGAAUGAGAUGUUCGACGAGCAGGUGUCCACAUACUUUAGGUAAUGUAGUGUAGCUCUAACACAAGCACACUCCAAGACAAUGUAGUUUGGAGAUAUUCACCCAUUUUUCGUAGUGUAAUGUGUCAUCUCCUAAUCUAAGGAUAUUGCAUGGAUUCAAGUGUACUUCCAAGCUUUAGAGAGAAAUGAAGAAAAAAAAACUGUGUGCCUCUAUCUAAUUCCCCACUGUAGGUUCAGAAAAAGACUGACAAAAUCAGCGAGGACCUCCUAAGUGAAGCCACAGAGAAUAAGGGAAUAUGGGAUUCCAUUGCUAGGUAAGAGUGUGUCGCAUUCUCACAUACAGUAGCUAUAUUUUACAUAGACUUCAUUUGAUCAAGUUACAUCAAUAGAAUGGUGGUAAGAGCAUUGAUUUGUGGGCGAGUUGAUCCACUAUCUAUGGUCACUAAUAAUGCUGCGGUUUCAGCAGGAGAGAUGGUGCCCUCGGAGCCAGACUGAGAUAUUACUCUGUAAAAUCUAUUGCAAAAAAAAUGUGCUACUGUAGACCUAGGUAUGUGUGUAUGUGUGUAGCGUGUUGUGUUUCCACUGACACACCCUAAUUGUGUGAUCUGUCUCCUCACCUAAUGCUUGCUGUGUGAAGUGUGUGGAGCACUUUUGAGAAAAGGUAGGACGUGUGUUGCUGCAACUACUUAACCUGUCUGUUUACCAUAUUGCUUAACAUAGAAGAGUCUUGGUUGCUUCCCAGGCUCAGUUCCUAAUGAUAAUUAUGCUUUUUAUUUUAUUUUUACACUGGUUAUUUUCUUACUGUCACAUUGAAGUCACUGGUACAAACCCUUAUUUUAUUGAACAUUAUAUUUUCUCAUGAAAAUAAUAUGCUUUGACGUAGAGAAAUACUGCUAGAACUGCCCACACAGUAAACUGACGUUGUUGUGGCUGUAGUAGGAACUGAAAUGCGGAGAGUUACAAUCCAGCUCUGGAGUUCAUCUGUGAUUGUACUCAGGCUAUGGAUGGGUGGACAAGGGUCAUUCCAGAGGUCUGGAUUAUCUGGUGCAUGUCGUCCAAACCAGCCCUCACCUGAAAAGCUGAAGACCUAAAGCUGCUUAUCUGGGGUCCCGCUGGAGCAGAGCGCUGUAGAUGGCAUUAUCUGGCCCUCACAAUGGAGGCCGCCUCUCGCCCCUCAGCCCUCGCCCCCUCCAGCCCUUCAUAAUGACAGGCUUAGCAAGGCCAAGCACAAGGCAUCCUCCGGACCACAGUGGUGACGGCCCAGCAACCAGCUCACUGUACCAGUGCAUUGGUGGGGCUUACAGUAACACUGUGAGGCUGGCUCUUGUAUGAGAAUGGAAGAGAGGAAGGCUUUAGCCUUGUAUGACAUGAAUAGAGGACUGAAGCAAAGAAUUCAAGCAGAGAGAGAGAGAGCGAGAGAGAGCGAGAGAGAGAGAGAGAGAGAGAGAGAGAGAGAGAGAGAUUUGACAGAUAUGACAGAUACAGACAAGUUGGACAGACUUGUAAGACAGGGAGAGAACAUAGACGGUUUGCUACAGUAUUGUGUGUGCGAGGGCAGAGAGAUGCAGACUUUCUUUCCCUCUUCAAUUCUAUGCGCUGGAGCCUCUGGGCCUUGCUUUGCUCUGCUGAUUGAGUGUGGGAGGAGAGACACACUCCCCUCAUCAGCAGUCUGUUACAGAGAAGGACACACAGUUUGACUGCAGACAUCACUGCCCCAAGCACAAGCCCUGAUUGGUUUCCUACAAAUGUGCCCUGCAUGAUCUUAUGAGUUUGGACAGUGCCUGGUUUGAUAAACACCUGCCUGGACUCCUACCUUUUAUCUUAGUUCAUGGCAUCUUUUUUAACAGUCAGUUUUUACAGUGCUAAUGUUUUUACAUGUUAAUUAUUAUUUAUUUUAUACUACACGCUAUCAGAUCAGUUUAGGCUAGAUUUGGAUUGGAUAUUGAAUAGAACCUGGAUACAGCACUUCCAGCUGCCUUUCUCUCCAUAGCAGCUUCUGGGGCUUUCACGCUUCUCAAAUACUCUGUUCACAUGCCAUGUCCAGAAUAGAUCCAUUCAGUCAAUACACCUGACUAUCCCAGAGGGUUCACCAAUCUCAUGACUGAGUCCAAAACCAUCUGCCAUUAGCAAGCCGAGUGGGAAUAGAGAGGAGCUAGUGCUCUGGAGGUGUUGUGAGAGACUAUUUAAUUAUCUGUUCUUUAUUUGAUAUUUGUGGAGGAAAACAGAAUGGGCCCCAUAAAAGUUACAUCUGCCUUUAUUGUGUCUCUGCUGUAAUCAGUUGAUUACUCUGGAGGAGAGCCAGCAGGAGAGCAGUGGCACUUUCUGCUGUAAAAGACACUAACAACUGAUCUAGGUCUACCAGAGUGGUGCCACGAUCUUUGCAAUUCUGUCGCUCAGCAAACGCUACUCAAGUGUAAAUUAUAAGUGAUUUAUGUUUGGAGAAUCAUCUCUGUUACUGAAAUAGUGCAGUAUGGUUCCUUCAGGCUGUAGCCAAGGCAUGCUGGCUAGAUUGUGAGGUAGUGGUGUUUGUCUGAGGAGGUUACUGAGCAGGCUACUUCAAUCAAGCUUAUGUAACGUGCAUGGUCCUUUGUAGCAUCGCAGGUGGUGGGUCUAGUUCAGAGGACAGAGAGAAGAACAGGGAGGAUGUGCUCAACAUCUUCUCUGUGGCCUCGGGCCAUCUGUACGAGCGCUUCCUGAGGUGAGACGCCCACACACACACACACACACACACACACACAGACGUACACUGCUGGUCUGGAGGCCCCACGCGCCUCUUGCCUUUUCUUAGCCCUCAUCCUCUGAGACUUACUCCUUCUCUCCCUCCCUCCCUCUCAUUCUCUUUCUUUCUCUCCCUCUCUCUCCUCCUGUUCCAGAAUAAUGAUGCUGUCCGUACUCCAGCACACCAAAACCCCUGUGAAGUUUUGGUUCCUCAAGAAUUACCUCUCACCGUCCUUCAAGGUAACCGCCUCACGGCUUGACUCCACACAAACUUUCUGCCUUCCUGUCUUGUCGUGAUAACUUUCUCCUCGCUGCAGCGCGACCCCUGGGAGAAAUAGAUUUGUUUGUGUUGAGGGAUGAAAGGAACUGUGGGAUGCCUUCUCCUUUGUGAUUGUCCUCUUUUUAUCCAUCUGUUCCUCUUCCUAUAGGGAUGAGUCCAUAUACAUGAACGCCUACUAAGCUACAUCAUAUAUAUCUAAAAUAGUCAAACGAGCCACAGGAAAUGGGGAGUGUUAUAAAAUUCUAUAAAUGUUCUGCAUUUGGAAUGUUUCACUAUUUAUGAAAGAUUCAAACUAUUUUAUGCUUCAAGGGCGCUUUGCUUGAUCUGUGAAAUGUGCAUUACCAAGUGCACAGUGUCUAUAUAUUUACAAUGAUCAAGUGUAACCUAUUUCGAACAAUUCCAGCUGGUUUUUGAGGAGGAUUUUAGUCAAUUCCUCACAAUAAUUGUUUUCUGAGACCAAAUGUCAGAACAUAUUGUACAUUUUCUCAUUAACCUAAAGAAGAAAAAUCAUUCUUUUUCUGCUAGGAACUAUCUAUUUUUUCUCUCAUUAUAUGAGGUUGUGUGUUUAGGAGUCCAUACCUUACAUGGCUGAGGCCUAUGGUUUCCAGUAUGAGCUGGUCCAAUACAAAUGGCCCCGCUGGCUCCACCAGCAGACUGAGAAACAGAGGAUCAUCUGGGGUUACAAGAUCCUCUUCCUGGAUGUCCUCUUCCCCCUGGCUGUGGACAAAAUCAUAUUUGUGGACGCUGACCAGGUAACUGUCUAGUGAAAACAAGAUACCGCUGUUACAAAAUCAAAUGGAUACCCAUAAUAAAAAAUUAUAUAUCACCUAGAAGAGGACCUGCAGGAUUUGUGCAUGUCAACCGACCGGUUUUAGUGCUGUCAUUGGUGCUGAUUUACUGUUGUUCCCGGUCCUCACAGAUAGUCAGGGCCGAUCUGAAGGAGCUGAGGGAUUUGAACCUAGAGGGCGCCCCCUAUGGGUACACUCCCUUCUGUGACAGUCGGAAGGAGAUGGAGGGCUACCGCUUCUGGAAGACUGGCUAUUGGGCCUCACAUCUGGGGAACAGGAGAUACCACAUUAGGUAAACACCGCUACAAUACCUACACAGUUUGACGUUUUGAUUUGAAGCACUAUUGUGUAUGCUAUUAAUGUCCACCAGCCACUGGAAGUGCAUUUUUACAAUGUUACUAUUGCAUAGUAAGCACAUAUUCUUUGCUAAUGCAUACAAGCUUGACAGUUAUGGUAUCCUCCUCUUUUUUCCCUUUUUAAGGCCGAUGCACUGUCAUUGUAUUGAUAUUUCACAUAAGUUAUUCGCCGAAGAGAUGAAGGAAAAUACAAUUCAAGGAAAAUGUGUUCCCUCAAUGUAUUCAGCAGAAUAAAUGCAUACAUUAGAAAACAGUAACGUUCAGUAUUUGACAGUGACUCCUUUGAGUCGACUAUUGGCGGUUUAUACAGAAACAUUCAUGGAUUAUUUCCUGUCCUUCACAACGAGGCAUAACAUGGUUCUCAGAGGGGACUGUGGGUGUGGAAGAUGCAGCAGGAUCCUAUCCUCUGCAUAGAUAAAUUACCUUCUCUGAUAAAACAUUCCUUUUUCUCUCUCACACAGACGAGAAUAUUUGUAUCACAACUACAGUAUCGCACCUCUAUUCGCUGCUUGGGGUUGGUCUUCAUUGACAUGUUGUUUCAUUCCUUGCACUCUGUGAGACUGAACCAUGAAAGCCAUACGAUAUGUAUGUGGAACACCACAUUGAACAGACAGUUACUUCCAGAAGUGAGAAAAUAUCUUUACUUCAGCCUCAAUAUUUACAGCCCUGUGUCCGCAUUGCUAUACAUGAAUAACUAGGCAUGGUAAAAAAGGAAAGGGACUAGUGCACUGGUUCCUUGUUGGGAGUGUGGGGGUGCUGCUGGCCCGUUUGAAGCGGCUUAAUUCAGCCAGCCAGCCCUGCUGAACAUAUUAAUCUCCCCAGCGAGGCGCUCUAUCCACUGGGCCAGGGCCAGAGCAGGAGUCCAUUGCCUGGGAGGCUAGCUAGCUGGAACAAAGGCCGCCAGCAAAUCAGGAACAUUUUAUUGGAUUCCAGCAGGCUGCACAGCUGCAUGGGGCCAACCACAGCCAAGCAGGGUAGACAGGGUGUGAAAUGAACCAAACCACAGAGCUCGCUGAAAUGCCGGUAAAUUAUCCUGUAUGAAUCAGAUUUAAUUUAGUCAGACUGUCAUGAUCUGUGAUGGGAGUCAUGGCACAUUAAGUACGUGGCACCUUUGUGUAUGUUAACAUGAUACACUACAUACGCUUAUAAAUGUGGAUGACUGGGACAUUUAGCUUCGGUUUAUGAUAGCAGUAUUUCCCUCUAGGUGGGUUAUUCAUUUCAAAGCAUUUUGACUGUUUCAUAACCGUCUCCUCUCUCUCUGUCCAGUGCUCUGUAUGUAGUGGAUCUGAAGAAGUUCCGGAAGAUAGCAGCAGGAGACCGACUACGUGGCCAGUACCAAGCCCUGAGCCAGGACCCCAACAGUCUGUCCAACCUGGACCAGGUGAGAGGGACAUCACACACUUCUCUCCGUCUCAAUGGCUGGACAACUACUGAAUUACAAUGACAUGCCCGUAGCAGAGGAUCUGUUUCUGCUUACCUUUUGAAAAUUCUGUCAGUAAAUGUCUAAUUACUAUUAAUUGAAAUGUAGAGUAAAUGUUUGAUUUCAUUCUGCUAGGACCUGCCCAACAACAUGAUCCACCAGGUGGCCAUCAAGUCCCUGCCCCAGGAGUGGCUUUGGUGUGAGACUUGGUGUGACAACGCAUCCAAGACCACCGCCAAGACCAUUGACCUGGUGGGUCUAUGUUCUAUCUAUCUGACUGACUGACUGAGGAAGGGCAUCUCAUUACUAUGCCAGACAUACUCUUACUGAUGGAAAUGUCUCUACAACACACCCCCUUAACAGCAGCAUAUAGCAUAUAUAGAAUUCUCCAUCGUCUACCUCUGCAGGAAGCAAGAAUAAUCCUAGCUGAUAUUUAGCAGCUAACACAGUCAAGAAUAGAAGUGUAAUUUAUACGUUCACCUCCACUGCUGUGAGCUCCAAAAAAACUGUUAUUUUAGUUUAGUUGGGGAUUCAAUAGAGUUGAUAGAGUAAAGUAAAUGUUUAUACAGUAGCAGUUGACCGUCCUAGUGUGGCUUUAUCAGUUACAACCUGACAGUUGUAGCAACUUCAGCAUAGCUGUGAGUCCACUUGCGCAAAGGGAAGGCCACCAUUUCUUAGUCUAUUCCGCAAGAGCUUGUAAAAGUGCUGACAGCCUCCCAUAUUCAUUUUUAUUGAGGAAGAGCAGUUCAUACUAAGUGCCAAUCUUUUGAGUAUGGAUCCUAUGUAGAGUCCAUGAUGUUGACUCUCAGUGUUAUUGCAUAUCCUUUUAGGCUCCAUAACUUCUAUCAUCCAUCCAGUAAUGCUAAUGUGUUUGGCAUUUAUCUGCUCUAAGCUUUUGUGAUGACAGUAGAAAAUAUGGGAAAUUGGUGUUAUUUCCCCCAUCUCCUAAACUAAUUAUGACGAUAGAGUGAAGAAUUGGCUGUGGGAAUAUCUGACAGGCUCACAAUGACUGCAUACUCUUUUCUGACCCUGGGACACCAGCGAUACAUGAGAUACUGUCUCUUUUAAUGGAGAAGAAAAUCGGAUCAGCUUUAAAUGGUAGCCGCAGACACCGGGAGGGGUUGUUGUGUUGUGAGGAAGUCCACUGUUCUGGUGGAAGAAGUCAUGACUGAUGUGUCUGUCUGCGUUAUCUGCAGUGCAAUAACCCCAAGACCAAGGAGCCCAAGCUGUCGGCGGCCGUGAGGAUCGUGCCUGAGUGGGUGGAGUACGACAACAAGAUCAAACAGUUACUGCGAGACGUCCAGGAGCAGAAAGACAAUGACCGAGCAACGCAGAUGCAGAGCCCGACGACUGCACCCUCCUCCUCUCCAGAGAAGACAGGUUAGCAUACAGAGACAGAACACUCACUCAGUUUCCAGUCCCGUUAUAGCUGCUUCCAUACGGUAGAGAAGUCUCUGAACAUAUCAAUCUAAAUCCCACUGGGCACAGAUGUCAAUUCAACGUCUAUUCCACAUUGGUUCAAUGUAAUUUCAUUGAAAUGACGUGGAAACAAUGUUGAUUCAACCAAUGUGUGCCCAGUGGGGUGUGUGUACAGUGGGGGAAAAAAAGUAUUUAGUCAGCCACCAAUUGUGCAAGUUCUCCCACUUAAAAAGAUGAGAGAGGCCUGUAAUUUUCAUCAUAGGUACACGUCAACUAUGACAGACAAAUUGAGAAAAAAAAUCCAGAAAAUCACAUUAUAGGAUUUUUUAUGAAUUUAUUUGCAAAUUAUGGUGGAAAAUAAGUAUUUGGUCACCUACAAACAAGCAAGAUUUCUGGCUCUCACAGACCUGUAACUUCUUCUUUAAGAGGCUCCUCUGUCCUCCACUCGUUACCUGUAUUAAUGGCACCUGUUUGAACUUGUUAUCAGUAUAAAAGACACCUGUCCACAACCUCAAACAGUCACUCUCCAAACUCCACUACGGCCAAGACCAAACAGCUGUCAAAGGACACCAGAAACAAAAUUGUAGACCUGCACCAGGCUGGGAAGACUGAAUCUGCAUUAGGUAAGCAGCUUGGUUUGAAGAAAUCAACUGUGGGAGCAAUUAUUAGGAGAUGGAAGACAUACAAGACCACUGAUAAUCUCCCUCGAUCUGGGGCUCCACGCAAGAUCUCACCCCGUGGGGUCAAAAUGAUCACAAGAAUGGUGAGCAAAAAUCCCAGAACCACACGGGGGGACCUAGUGAAUGACCUGCAGAGAGCUGGGACCAAAGUGACAAAGCCUACCAUCAGUAACACACUACGCCGCCAGGGACACAAAUCCUGCAGUGCCAGACGUGUCCCCCUGCUUAAGCCAGUACAUGUCCAGGCCCGUCUGAAGUUUGCUAGAGUGCAUUUGGAUGAUCCAGAAGAGGAUUGGGAGAAUGUCAGAUGAAACCAAAAUAUAUUUUUGGUAAAAACUCAACUCGUCGUGUUUGGAGGACAAAGAAUGCUGAGUUGCAUCCAAAGAACACCAUACCUACUGUGAAGCAUGGGGGUGGAAACAUCAUGCUUUGGGGCAGUUUUUCUGCAAAGGGACCAGGACGACUAAUCUGUGUAAAGGAAAGAAUGAAUGGGGCCAUGUAUCGUGAGAUUUUGAGUGAAAACCUCCUUCCAUCAGCAAGGGCAUUGAAGAUGAAACGUGGCUAGGUCUUUCAGCAUGACAAUGAUCCCAAACACACCGCCCGGGCAACGAAGGAGUGGCUUCGUAAAAAGCAUUUCAAGGUCCUGGAGUGGCCUAGCCAGUCUCCAGAUCUCAACCCCAUAGAAAAUCUUUGGAGGGAGUUGAAAGUCUGUGUUGCCCAGCGACAGCCCCAAAACAUCACUGCUCUAGAGGAGAUCUGCAUGGAGGAAUGGGCCAAAAUACCAGCAACAGUGUGUGAAAACCUUGUGAAGACUUACAGAAAACGUUUGACCUGUGUCAUUGCCAACAAGGGGUAUAUAACAAAGUAUUGAGAAACUUUUGUUAUUGACCAAAUACUUAUUUUCCACCAUAAUUUGCAAAUAAAUUCAUUAAAAAUCCUACAAUGUGAUUUUCUGGAUUUUUUUCUCUCAUUUUGUCUGUCAUAGUUGACGUGUACCUAUGAUGAAAAUUACAGGCCUCUCUCAUCUUUUUAAGUGGGAGAACUUGCACAAUUGGUGGCUGACUAAAUACUUUUUUUCUCCACUGUAUCAAUGUAUUUUCCCCCUUUAUUUUAGCUUUUUUAUUUCGUUUUUGUCAACUUAUUUACAGUUACCCCAAAUACAACCCAAUGUCCUGACAGGUCUAAACGGUACCAGAUAACAGCAGUCAUUUCUCACCCUUGUUUACCUUCCAGGAAGCGAACGUGAUGAACUCUAGCGCCUGCCCACACUGCUGAAGAGGAGAGGCAUAUUUGCACCUAAUUCUCCUGUGAAGCUUGAAGACUACAAAGAUGAUGUACAUUUCCCACAAACGUACUUUACUUAGCCAAGAAGUAUUAUGCCUUCCAUUGGAAAAGACAGAGGGACAAGAGAAAAUCUUUUUUAAAGAUUUCGUACAAGUUUUCUAUCCAGAGUAUGUGUCUUAUGAAGGAAAUCAUUUAAUGUAACCCUUUCUUGUGGUUUAAUAUCAACUUUAUGGACAGUAGUUUGCUUCAUGGUCUUCUCUUAUGUAAAGAAGUAUAAAGGGUUAAGAGGAAGUCAAGAUUGGUGUAAGUCAUUUACAGUCUGUAAAAGGCAUUUGAAAUGAUUGCUCUGAUCCUGUAUGCAAAGAAUCAAAUGAAUGCGGCACAUUCAUAAGCUGACUUUAAGAUCAGCUUACAUUUGAAUUUUCAUGAGAUCAUUCUUAGCAUUAUUGCGCACCAAGCUACAUCUAAAUUGCCUGGUAAUGUAGGCUGCUAAUGGGCCUUUUGGUUCGUCUGUUAUUGAUUGGUGCGAUAUUGCCAUUGACUUAAAUGCCCCAACCAAAGUUGUAGAAUCAGCGCUUGGAGACAAUGUUACAACAUUUUGAUAAUUGAUUUAUUGUACUACUGGCAAACAAUUGCAAUGAGGGCUCACAUGGCUCAUAUCUGUGCAUUAAUGUACUCUGCUGUAUAGGGGUUGUAGCUUACACUACACACACUGUGGUCCGAGGCCCACAAUGCUGUCUGUCUGAAUGAUUGCUUCACCAACCAUUUCAAAUCUCUGCCAAGUGAUGCAUUACUACAAAUGCUUUGUUGCCAGAUAGAGAACCUUUAUUGUAAUCACUGGGAGUAGGACAUGGAUCUCAGCAUUUCACUAUCCAUUUGCAAGUAUACGUACAUCACAGUACGGUACAAUCUAAAAUUAUUAAGUUAUCAAUGUUUACAUACCUUGUGUUUGUUGGUUAAAGUAUGUUACAUUUUAGACUGCAUUUUUCAAUAACUUGAAAUGUACAGCAAAUCUUCUCAGGAAUGAAAUAGGUGUUGAUGCAUUAUCAAAACACAUUUUAUACCUGUCACUGUCUUGUCUUAACAGCCAAUAGCAGGGAGCUUGCUCUUAAAAAGCUCAGCUUUUCACCUCACUGUGUGUCAAAUGAAGGUGUUUCUUGUCUUUGUCAAUUUCAGGUGUGAGGAAUAAAAUCGGUCUGUGCUACCAAAACCUCA